This is a messenger RNA of Pelobates cultripes (western spadefoot toad), 45243 nucleotides long. The record is from the annotation of a GenBank genome assembly. Lineage: Eukaryota; Metazoa; Chordata; Amphibia; Anura; Pelobatidae.
CCUGCUUCCACCUAUGGUAAGUCUUUAACUGUCUAACUUGUAGGGACUAAAGCGAAGUUGGACAUUUUUUUUCCCCAGAGGAGCUAUUUUGACAUUGGGAUUGAAUUCACUAAAUGAAGGUGUUUAGUGACAAACCCUAUUUAAUCUUUAAAAUGGUCAUUUAUGGGAGCAAACAGAGGGAUCAGUUCUGAUCCUAAGGAAUGAUGGGGGAUUGCAUGUUUUACACUAACAUGUCAUUUGUAAUGAGUUGAAAAGUAAAUUGCAGCAUUAAGGCUGGAUUUUUCUGGGUUGUUUUGAUAGAAAAGUAUUUAAUUCCCUUUUGCUAUUUUCUGCAAAUCCUGGAUUAGUAAAAAAGCCCCACUGUUUGACGGGACAGUGUGAAAAAGAUAUGAGAUUAAACAAAUUAACCUGGAGAUUAGACCAUUACCUUCUGAGUUACACUCUAGGUAAAAAAUUAUAAAUCUGGAUAAUUUUUCCUAUUUAACAAUUGCCUACAAUACCCUGUUUUCCAGGUACGCCAUGUAUGUUUAUGGGGGGUUUGAAAGCUUUUUCCACAUGCGCUAUUUUGCUUAAAGUUUGCAUUGUGGUUUUUAAUUCACAAAUAUUUAGUGUUUAGACUAUAAACCCUGAGGUGUUGAAUUAUAAUGAAGAAUGGUCAGGUUAUAUAUCCAGCCAAAGAUUUGUGACCCAACAUCUAAUCUAAAAAAACUGGGUUUGUUUGGGAGAAAAAUAACUUUUUGGGUAAAUUAGAUUGCAAGCUUUAAAGGCUACUCUUAUUUGCCUGUUGAAAUAACCUGUUCAUGAAAUAUUAACUUAAAUUUGUGAAUGUGUUUCAUUCCCCAUGAUUUUGAUUUAUUUUAAUAUUUUUUUUUAAAUUAAUAGUAGUCAUUUUAUUUGUGUAUAUAUUUAUUUGCUAUGUUAGCAGAUUCAUUGCAGAAGGGGUGAACCCUGCAAGGGUUAAAGUUAAACCCAGAGGAAAUGUGCUGACCAUGUCCUUUUGAUGGGUCUCACGUCCUCUGUGACGCAAUGCUGAAUUAAUUUGGAGAUACCCAGAAUAAGACAGUUUAUACAUCGCUGCUACUCUCUGUAGGAUUCUUCAAUUCAGUGGGUGGGAUGAGUUCACUGCAAAAUACUUGGAAUACGAUUUUUGAUAGAGAGCUUUCUGUAAUUUAUCACUUUUUUUUUUUUUUAAAUAUUAAGUAAUUAUGUCAUGAUCCAACCACCUGCUGAUUCUGUGUAAUGAAUCACUUUUGACUCGAUCCUCCUGUGAAGGACAACUUGUUUAAGUGAGAUUUAUGUACUGAUGACUAAAACACUCUUAAAAAGUCACUUUCAGCCGUUUAAUAAUUUCUCUUUUAGGUCAUAAUUUCUAUUCUAUGUCAGUAUAAGGGUACACUCCCCUUCCCCAAUAACAAACAAUUACUGUUUAGUUGUUAAACCCCACUGACAUGUUUGAUUUAAUUUUGCAUUUUUUUCAUUGGGAUAUAUUUAAAAACAAUUUGUAAAACCAGGCAGAUCUCUUGUCUGCAGCCUUUGAAGCCCUACCCUUUCAGUCCUGCCCAGACUUUCUGUGGCUGUCCAAUCACACACUUCCAGAUGCAGCUCAAUGAGAAGUCUUUGCAAGGCAUGUGCUCUGGGCAAUUGCUGCCUCUUGAGAUUAUCCCCACUGAGCUAAACAAACCAGGAAGUAAAGGGACCCGUUGUAUGAUUGACAGCAUGAGGGGUGUAACCAGGUUCGUUGAUAAAAGCGUCAAUUUGUAUUGACAGCCGGGGCGUGUAACAUCACUUGAAUAUUGAAUCGUUUUCUCAUAGGCCUUGAUGUUAAUAUUUUUGGAUAAGCUCUUCAAAUUAUUCAAUAUUUUUGAACAAACAUUAAUUUUUUUAAAUUCCAAAAUAUGAAAUGAUCAAAUAUAUAAAAAUAUACCAAUAUAUAAAAAAGUUUUUCAAAAUAUUAAAUCACUUUAAUAGUUUAUCCUAAAGUAUUAAAUCCUUUAAAAACCAAACAACCAAAAAAAAACCUUAUUCAAAAUAUUAAAUCGUGGCUAUCCUAUCUUAUACAGAGAUUAUUGAGGUUAAUGCAACUCAAGCUACACCAUGAUCUACCAUCUCCUGUCUAGUUAUUCUCCUGAAAGUGUCCAUGAAUGUGUUUUCACUGUAACUCUGGCAUUUAAAAUAUAAAGGAGUAAUUCAGUCCGUCCCACAUAGCAAACUCAGAGAGCUCAUUCUGGAUCCGAUAUCAAAAACUCUCCACCAUCAAUUCAACCUGCUUGGUCAAAACCUGUGCCUAAACCACCUCUUCCUUCCACUCUACCCUUCCUGCACCUAACUUAGUCAUAAGCUCUGUGGCAAAUGUAUAUUGCUAGCACAUAUCAUCCAAGCUCUUACUGACCCUUACAUUCUAUUUGUAUAUAAUAUAUCCUGUACAGAGCUACUGUAGUUAGGUCCAUGACUUGUAUAGUCCUGCCCUAUUCCGUGCUAAAUAGAUAAAAUAUGUUUUAUGGAAGGAUAUCAAUGGAAAGACUGCUAAAAUUUUGAUAAGGGGAAUGGAAGAUCUUAGUUUAAGUAAAGCUAAAAAAAAACUGCUUUGUUUAACCCUUUAAGGACCAAACUUCUGGAAUAAAAGGGAAUCAGGACAUGUCAGACAUGUCAUGUGUCCUUAAGGGGUUAAAGGGACACUAUAGUCACCAGAACAACUACAGCUUAGUGAAUUUGUUCUGGUGAGUAGAAUCAUUACCUUCAGGCUUUUUGCUGUAAACACUGUCUUUUCAGAGAAAAUGCAGUGUUUCCAUUACAGCCUAGUGAUAACUUCACUGGCCACUCCUCAGAUGGCUGUUAGAGAUCCUUCCUGGGUUAUGGCUGCCUAAAAUGCAUCCAAACAUUCAGUAUCUCCUCCCUCUGCAUGACACUGAACUUUCCUCAUAGAGAUUCAUUGAUUCAAUGUAUCUCUACGAGGAGAUGCUGAUUGGCCAGGGCUGUGUUUGCAUCCUGCUGGCUCUGCCCUGAUCUGCCUCUUUGUCAGUCUCAGCCAAUCCUAUGGGGAAGCAUUGUGAUUGGAUCAGGCUACCACUUCUGAUGAUGUCAGCAGACUGCUUGUUUUUCUGAGUCUAACAGCAUGCAGCGUUACAGCUUCUGACUUGAAUACAGUAAGAUUUUGCUAAGGCAUGUGUGUUCCUGACCAUAUAGUGAUCCUUUAAUAUAAAAAAUAGUGUCAUAGAGAAUAUAACGACACUACACAUCUGUACACAGGGCCAGUGCAAACCAUCAAUGGCAUAUGGCUUAAUUAACAGGACUCUACCAAGAACAUCAGUACUAGAGUUUAUAUACAGCACAAAGAAGAUCUGGAAUAUUCUGCCCAAAGAAGGGAUUUGAUUUUGUAGAGAUUCUACAUAUUAUGAGCAAUGACAGCUUGUUGAUUAAAGGAGAAAUCUUCUUGUCGUUAUAGAUUCAGUAAAGUAUCUGCUCCCAUUUUCUGGCACCAUUGCUGCAAAUCGGAUCAACAUCAGAAACAGAGCGUGAACCUCUGAACAUUUUUCAGUAUAAGUUGUAGUGUAGCUAUACUCCUGUCACUUGUUACAUACAGGUCUGUCCCUCCCCCCCAGGGAGUGUUGGGGACCUUACGUGCAUGCACUGCAUGUCCAUCUAAGUUUCUGCAUCACGUAAUUGGUCAGUGCAGCAAAAGCGCCACUACUGUCAUGGUCAGGCAGACUGAAGAAGAGAUGGAUUUGACCCUUCAUUGUGAAUAUUACAGUUUCUAAAAAAAGGUCAGUGUCUUACAUUACAGGGUUUAUAAGGACAGGACCACUGCCCUCAGAACACUUCGUUGUAAUGAAGUCGUCUGGAUGACUUUCGUAUUCCUUUAAUACAUACGAACAUACAUGUACCUUUUGUGUGCAUGUCAAUAUGUUUGUAUAUACACACACAUUUGUUAGUAGAUUUUAUUUUGGAAAAUGACUGCAUCCUGAGGUUAUCAUUCUAAUUACAAAUAGAUUGCAAGCUCAGAGGAUCGUAUACCCAUGAUGCAUUUUGUUUAAUUUUCAUAAACAUUGUGUUAUCUUGCAGUAAAUUAUUUUAUUUUUAUUAGAGACCAAUCUAUCCCACUGUACCGUACGGAUUAUGGGUUACAAAACCACAUAUAAAAAGACCAAUACGAUAUGAGCAGAGCGACUUUGCCCCAUGAGCUUACAGCGUAGCACACUGAUACUUUUAAACAAACUCCCGGGUAAGAACGUGUGGCUGUCAUUGAGCUUGCACUCUAAAGGUGUCAUUGGGGUAGUUCAGUUAAAGAAAAAAAUUAUAUUUCAUUUCCUCUUGGAGGCUCCAUUAAUGGCUGGCGUUGUACGUGAAUGAACACGGCUUGAUGAAUGAAGACUGUAACCCUUGCUGGGUGAAAGGUGCCAUCACAUUAUCAGACGAGCCUCUCUGAGUUCCUUCAAUGCACCUUUUUUAUUGUUUUGUUUGAGGACUGCCAGUUGUACCUCUUUGAAUGACACAAAGAAGCCGUUUUCUUAGUUGGCCGAUGCAGAUGUAGGGGUGGGGAUCGCCCAAUGUGCUGUCACCAUCUAAGAAUUUAGUGUUUUGUAGGACAGGAUUGCAAAACAAGUCCCAGCUGUUCAUAUGAAUCGCCCUUUUUGCAUUCACAUUGCGAGUAGCUUCAAACCUAACUGCUGACCUGAUUUUGUUUUAUGUUUUGGGGUUUUAGGAAGGAAAGGGUGGGGUACCCCAAAGAAAAGGAAGUUCAGGCAAAGAAAUAUGACCUUUCCACCUCUGUGGGCUAAUUUGCCUCCGUACUGUGGAGUGUGCCCUUUCCGUGUCAGAGAGAACAUGCUUUGGGAAUAAAGACAGGAAGUUUAAACUUAGUGAAAGAAGAAUUAGCUCAGAGCUGGGCGUCGGGGGACAGUGGAUCAUCAAGAGAUGGGUGGGGACCUCCUGGUCAUCCCAUCUGAAGAAUUUACUGAAACGCACUAACUCCGAACCCAGAGUAUCAAAACAAGCCAGACUGUAGGAGCUGAGUAAUACCGUUCACGGUCUGUAAAUCGCUACCAUCAAAUCCAACCUUUAUGCCAUCCAUCCCAAAAAAGGGUCUCGAUCUGUUGGACAAUCCGUUAUUCGGGUCUUAGUGUUAUCUGAAGGACGUUCUUAUUAACCAUAAAAUUAUCCAAACACAAUACGAUCAUACCCUUCUGAGUAUUAUUUUUGUUGCUUUCACCACAUUGCGUUAUGUUGUAAGGAGCCGCUGUGGUGUUUUAUUUAUAAUUUGUAAAUAUUACAUAAUUUCACUGGUAAUCCGACAGCUAAAGCACUCUCAGCCAUAGUACGUGUUCUGGUCUAUUAGUUGAAGGGCCAGAGUUUGACACCACUGGGUUAGAUUAGGCACAGCAGUUCAAAUUUGUUCCUGAAAUUACUUAUUGAAAUAAAAUGGUGCAGAUCCCAGUUCUGCGUAUAAGGAGAUAGUACGUAGCUAUAAUCCCUCGUUGUUUGUCAUCCUGGAACUCGCGUAUUUAUAUAAACUCAUAUUUAUAUAUAAGGCAGAUGUGAAGAGUUUUCAUCCUGCCGGGAAGUCCAUGCUCUCUCUUGGUCCAGAUAAGGGGCAGGAAGAGUCUGCGUCUCUGUGAUAGUGCGCGCAGUUUACAGUUUCCCUCGGCUAGUUCAAGCUCUCGCUUCCUGAUUAGAAUUCUUCUCCCAAUUUCCAGAUAAAAUCUCGGCGUAAAGGAUGCAGCAGGGAGCCCGGCUCAAUGUCAGCUGGCAGGCAAUGGGUUAAAGGAAAAUAAAUCUCAUAUUAGGAAUCUCACAGGCCAGGCCCGUCCUCCCCAUAUUACAAUCAUUCUUCCCAAAGUUUGAUCCAUUUCAUCUGGCUGAGGAUGAUUGUAGCUGCAGUCUAAAGCAUCCAGGGAGGUGUAAAAAGUGAUGGGGCGUUAUGCUUGUUCACAUGGAUACUCUCCUAUUGUUACACCCCUAUACUUACCCCGUGACACCCAUAUGCCGAUUCUCUGACCCCCCUAUAUGUACACACUGACAACCUUAUCCUUAGACCAUGACACCCCAAUAUUUACACCAUCACACCCCCUAUUCCUGACACCCCAAUACUUACACCAUAAUACUCCAAUACUUACACCAUGACACCCUAAUAUUUACGCUAUCACACCCCCUACUCCUGACACCCCAAUACUUACACCAUCAUACUCCAGUACUUAUGCCCUGACACCCCAAUACUUACACCAUCAUACUCCAGUACUUAUGCCCUGACACCCCAAUACUUACACCAUCACACCCAUAUUCAUAUUUCCUGGCUCUCCUAUUCAUUGGCACCCUUAUACUGACCCCCUAAUAUUUACACCCUGACAGCCCUAUCCAUAGGCACUUGCACCCUCUAUUCCUGACCCCCCUAUAUUUUCACCAUGACCGUGACACCUGCCCUUAUUCCUAUUCCCUAACUCCCCUAUUCUUACUUCUUGACACUAUUAAACUGACCCCCCAAUAUUUGCACAAUUAAACCUCUAUACUUAUAUCCAUGACAGCCCUAUACUAAUACCCCUAUAUUGACACCUUGGACACAUUAUUACACCUCUACACAGAAAGGUUGGGCGAAACAAACAGGUUUAUUUAUGUGGGAUAACAAGAUGUCCCAUUUGAAGGUGUAUGUCUAAUAUAAGCCAUAUUAAUAUCAGUUCUACCCUGCCCUCUAAAAGGGGAUGUCUAUGAAUUGUAACUGAGAUGCUAAAUCAGAGAUUUCUGUGUGUUUAGAUUACAUUGUCUGCUUCAGGGAGCUUACAGCCCAGUACUUAGUCUCUUUACCAGGGCGCCAUGUUAAUUUUGAAGAACAGUUCCAAUUAUAUCAGAACCCAACAGAUCAUGCAAGAGUGUGGUGUUGGCAUAGUAUGCAAAUCAUGGAAAUCCCAUGAUUCCACAAGCACUGGCCAUGUUUUACCCACAUUUCUGAGAUCAAAACAACAAACAGGAUAUUGGUUGGAUAAUAAAAUCUAUUACUAAAUAUACUAUUUAAUGUAUUAAUAUUAAAAAUACUUUAUUAAAAUGUAUAGUGAUAAAUAUAAUGAACAAAGAUUUAUUUUCUAUGUGGCAGUCUGCCAGAGUAUCACCGCCACGGAUGCCCUUUUCCCAAUAAACAAACAAAAAUAAUCCCAAAGGUAAAAUAUCGCCGAUGUCCCAUAACCCCCCACACAUGAGCCAAGGCUUAAUGCUGGGAGAAUACUGAUUUAUUUGGAGCCUCACGCGGCUUUUUAUGCAAAAGCCCCAACAUAGGGUUUCUAACACAGAAAAACAGGGAAAUCCCUCCCAUGAUCCUCUGUGCCUGAGAGAUAAUUAUCGGAAUACACAUCGCUCAUUAUAUUUUCUCGGGGACAGAAAAAUCAAGCAUUUCUUAACCACCCCAAAAGUACCCUCAAAAUAGAUGGAAAGCCUGGAUUUGGGUGAACAAUAUAUCAAAAAAUCAACCAGAUCUGUUCGGUAGUUUUGGAUCUCCAUCAUGGGGAAGUUCUGAUCGGUCUGCCACGAGGUUGAAGCCCAAAAUAGUUCCAGUGAAGUUGUGGCAAAAGCCGGUCUCCGUUCGUGGGGUUUUGUACAAAAACCACAUAAGGUAGAGGAAAGCUGGUUCCUGUAGAAUUCUCCCCCUGUUCGGUAGUCUGUAACUCCCAAACGCUGUUUGUGUAGGUGUAGUGGAAGUGGAAUGGGCCGUAGGUCCAUGGUGACUGGUGUUAGCGGGAGUGCCUGGGCGAAAACAGUUCCAGGCACUCGACGACCAAGUCCCGCUGCCAGAAUUCGGGCGGCCACCAUAAAAUAUAUCCAAAAGGCUCUAUAACAUGUGAGUGAGAUUAUAUAUAUAUUUUUGAACUCCUUUUGGAUAUUGGUAAAACAUAUUGCACCAAAUUCUCUUUAUAUUUUCUUCCUUUACAUAUAUCUAUCUAUAUACCCCGUACAAAAAAAAAGGGGUAAGUAACAUUAAAUAGCGCUGCACUCGCACUUGUGUGUUUAGGAGGUGGGGCACAUUACCUAAACAUAGAGUUUGUUUGGUUCACUUAUUACAUAUUACACCUAUUAGCAGCCACAGCAUGUAAUGGAAAUUAGUUUAACCCUUACAGUGCUGAAUGUGAGCACCAUACGCACAUACGUCAUUAUUUAGGGGAAAAUUACCUGCGGAGGUAAAUAUGUUUUUUCUUCUUUUUUUCACAUUACUCCCUUAAUGAACCACAUUCACCAGGGUGAGGUAACAAUAGGCUAUUACUGUCAGGGAUUUAAAGGGUUUCAUUUUUUUUAUAAUUUAGAUAUCAAUUAGAUUUGUGCAUUUGGUUUCAAAUAAAUUGCAAUCCAUCCGAAUUUUGGGUGAUCGGCAAUUUGCCAGAAUUCCUCAACUCCGAAGCGCCGAAUGGACGAAUCCGGCAACAAACAAAACUGGCAAUGGACGAGCUGUUUAGUUUGUUACAUCAUUCUGAGUUCAUGACACCAGAAAAAGGGAGAGGGCGUGGAAAAAAUGAAUUUUUGUGUGUUUUGCAGCAUACUAAUAGGCGUAUUUUUGCACCAUAUCAAUUUGUCUGAAAUCUGAAAUAGUUCUCCAAAAAUGAUCGCAUGGGCGAAAUUAUUCUGCACCGACGCCACACGAGUGAAAUUCAGUUUGUCCAAAUAUAGAUUUUUUUCCCCUGGGUGCACUGUUUUUUUUUUUUUUUGUUCACAAGUCUAAUAUAGAUAUAAUCUGCACAAUUACACGUUUACAUUAAGGUAAUUGUAUACAUUGUGCUCCCUGUGCUGGCGCAAUGCGCAGACUGAUACAGUCAGGUCCAUAAAUAUUGGGACAUCGACACAAUUCUAAUCUUUUUGGCUCUAUACACCAACACAAUGGGUUUGAGAUGAAACAAACGAUGUGCUUUAACUGCAGCCUUUCAGCUUUAAUUUGAGGGUAUUUACAUCCAAAUCAGGUGAACGGUGUAGGAAUUACAACAGUUCAUGGGACACACAUCUUCCUCUUGGUCACCUGGCGGACAGGUUCUGCCACGCAGUGUUGGGAUAACGGAGAAACGUGGUCACUCAGUAUUUCAGCGCUUAAUCAGUGUCGGUUUAUUGGCAGCCCUGACUGGUUACUAUGUGGGGCAUUAUCCUGGCAUGAAUGCGCGGUAGGAUGAGAUGCCCCUAUUCCUAGUUAUCAUGUUAAUUAUGUCACUGGCAUGCCCACCCAGCUGAUCUGACCCGUGAGAGUCAAAUGGCUAAUAUCCACCCAAUGUGCCGCCCGUUAUUUAAACUUAUGUCAUUGUACAAAGCACUCGUUCUUCAGCCACGAAAUGUAGUUCUAUGGAAAGAUUAUACAUUUUAAUCUAAAUUAUCCAAGAUGGGAAAAUUUGUCAAUUCUUCACAAUUCACUGUUUAGUGAAUAUACCCCUUGGAGUCCAAUGAGCUUGAAAUCAGCCUGUAUAGCUUUAAGGUAUCUAAAAUCUAUAGUAAAUGAUACUGGUCCCAAGAGCUAGCAAUCACAUGAUGUGACUAGCAGAGAAAACUUCCAGCUGUAAAUGUGAUCACAAUACACCCCCCUAUCAGGAGCAGUAUUUGGCAGGGGAUGAGAUCCCAGUGAUGUCACCAGGCUGCAGCCAAUCCCAGGCUGAGUGAGUGUUUUUGGGAGCUGGUCACAGUGCCCCCAGCUCCCUGGCCUCUCCCCCUGACAUUCAGUGACAGCUCACACUCAGUCCAGGAGAGAGCAGGGACAGGGGGGGACACAGCACAUUCUGGGACUUGGUAAGCUGACUUUAUAACUCUCUCUCCCUCUCCUGUUGGAUUUAGGGGUGAAGGCUCAGAGAAGGGAUUCAGUCUGAGCACAGAAUCAAAAACUGAUAUUCUGAGUGUUACAAUGUAUAGAGCAAACUGGGAAUUUAUCAGUGUUAAAUGUGGGGUGCACAGCAUUACUAUAUCUACAGAGUGGGGUACGAAAUAUUACUAUAUCUAUAGAUUGGGGUACUGAACAUCACUAUAUCUAUAGAGUGGGGUACUAAAUAUUACUGUAUCUAUAGAUUGGGGUACUGUACAUUAGUGUAUCUACAUAGUGGGGUGCAUGCACCUCACUACCAUAAUUUAACCCCCUCUCCAAACAGACUGUGAGACACAGACCUGUAAACACUGGGGUUACACAUUUUUUUUCAGAUUUAAUAAUGCUAUACAUUUUGGGGUGAAAUCCCAGUAAUUUUAGAAUCUGCUAUAUUUUGUGUUUUGUGACAAUUUGACUUGUUUUAUUGUACAGGUAAUGUGUUCAUAUGUUUUUCAUAUUCUAAAUGUUAUUACAUAUUUGUAAACGUGUCUAUAUGAAAUAUAAAUAUAUAUAAAACAAGACAUGUGUUGGUAAUGGUAACAAUGAUGAAAGCAUGUUGUAUGAGACGUGGUUCACUAUUGAAUUUAUUUGAUAUUAUAUAUCAGUCGCACGGUCUAUUCACUGAUUCUGUAUGCUGCUGAUAGGAUUUCAGUGAUGUGAUGCGUUUUGGGAUAAGGUUGGCUAAUGACACAUUGAUCACAUUCUGUUAUAUUAUAUAAAAUACAUAUAGCACUCAUAGCAGCAGUGUGAUAAUUUUACAGAAAACUUUGUGAGUUCAUAGAACUGUUACCCAGUAGAGAUGGUAAGGGCUGAGUUCUGUUAUAGAAACACAGCAUGCAGAAUGGGCUUUAGGAAUAAACAUCGUAGUAAUUUAUUGUCGACAAAAUAUCUGUAUUGUAGCCAAUUAAAUGUGUUCAAUGAGAAGAAAAAAAUAUAUACACAGCACUAACUCAAUAUCUCACGUUACAUAUUGUAAAAUAUUCCGAUCUGCCUGUCUAGCUCACUAUGUAUCUAUUCAUACACUUAUUAAUUUUACAUUUACUUUCAGUCACUACAUCUUUUAUAUGUCUGACUAUAUCUCAGCGGCUUGUCUGUUUAUCUCUGUAUCUUUUUGUAUAUACCUUUUCAUUUGCUAUUUACUGUCUCUCUGCGUUAAUUUGUCUGUAUCUAAAUCUCUACAUCUGUCUCUUUGUUUCUCUGUCAUCUAUUUUCCUCUACACACCACCCAACCAUCCGUCCACCUAACCAUUCACCCACCCAGCCAACCAGCUGUCCACCCAUCCAUCCACCCACCCAACCAUCCAUCGACCUGUCAACCCAACCAUCCAUCCAUCCCCAUCCAUCCAUCCGCCCGUCCAUCCGUCCACCCAACCAUCCAUCCAUCCACUCAACCAUCCAUCCAUCCGCCCGUCAACCCAACCAUCCAUCCAUCCACUCAACCAUCCAUCCAUCCAUCCGCCCGUCAACCCAACCAUCCAUCCAUCCGCCCGUCAACCCAACCAUCCAUCCAUCCACUCAACCAUCCAUCCAUCCAUCCGCCCGUCAACCCAACCAUCCAUCCAUCCGUCCGUCCACCCAACCAUCCAUCCAUCCACUCAACCAUCCAUCUGUCCACUCAACCAUCCAUCUGUCCAUCCAACCAUCCAUCCUUCCAUCCACCUGUUAACCCACCACCACACAUCUCUUUCACAGUCUGAAUAUCCAUAUAUCGCACAGAUCUUUAUGUAUCACUCCCAGUACUAUUGCUGUAUGAUAAUUAGUAUCAGUAGAACGGGCAAUGUGCUGUACAUUGGGAAAUGAGAGCACUUGGUAAAUAUCAGUCUAGCUGUUAUAGACUGUCUUGGGUAGUUGUUCGUACUGGGUGGCAAUGAUGGUUUGUUUAUAAACAUACAGAUACAUGUAUAUGUACACUGUGUAGGACAGGAUAGAGCCGGGGGAUUGAGAAUACACCCAUUAUUAUUCAGAGUGAUUAAUGUUCCAUCAUUACGUUAGUAAACAGUGUCACUCAGAAAGGUCGAGCUCACGCUCAUUUCCCUUCUUUGUUUUGCUCUUUUUUGUUUCUAACUUUUUUAAAACAAUCCCAGGAUUACUGAUCAUGCCGUAAAUUGUCAGAGAUUAAAGCAAAUUAGAAUUUCUGACAUUUUAUACGUUAGUGAAUAGCCUUGGUCCUUCAUGUUUCCAAUAAGAGCAUUUAAAACACUUACAUUUCCAUCGUUACGGUAUACAUUGGCUACACUACCUGUAAUGAAUGCUGCUGCUAGACUGAUUUUCCUCUCUAGUCGGUUCUCUCACACCUCACCCCUCUGCCAGUCCUUACAUUGGCUUCCUGUGUGCUAUAGGAGUCAAUUCAAGGCACUAACUCACACCUAUAAAGCACUGAACAACUCUAGCCCCUCUUAUAUCUCCUCACUGAUCCACAGGUAUGUCCCUUCUCGGUCUCUCCGCUCUGCCCGUGACCACCUCCUGUCCGUUGUCCGCACCCGUACGGCCAACUCGCGCUUGCAGGACUUCUCGCGGGCGGCUCCCUUCCUAUGGAAUAGCCUGCCUACCGCCAUCCGACUCUCCCCUAGUCUUGCAUCUUUUAAGAAGUGCCUUAAAACCCAUCUCUUUAGGAAAGCUUAUGGCCUUCAAGACUAACCCCUACCUCACAUACCCGUCUCUUGCCCUCUCCUAAAGGGCAGCCCACCUUAUUUGAUUACACAUUCCUGUCCUAACGUGUCUUACACCCCACCUCCUAUAGAAUGUAAGCUCGAUUGAGCAGGGUCCUCUUCAACCUAUUGUUCCUGUAAGUUUAUUUGUAAUUGUCCUAUUUAUAGUUAAAUCCCCUUUCAUAAUAUUGUAAAGCGCUACGGAAUCGCUAUAUAAAUGGCAAUAAUAAUAAUAAUAAUAAUAUGCAUUAAUGCAUUAUUUAAUUAUUUGGAUGAAUACUCUGAUUAAUGAGACACAGACCAGGAGGUGACACCCGUAUUUAAUGGUUUUUAUAGGUGAUCCAUAGGAUCUGAUAUCAUAUAAAAAUAUUCAGAACUUACUGGUAUUUAAUGGUUUUUAUAGGUGAUCCAUAGGAUCUGAUAUCAUAUAAAAAUAUUCAGAACUUACUGGUAUGUGCGCAGUGGAAGCUUGGUGAGGGGAGACAGAAACGUAUGUGUACCUUGUUGCUUUGAUGACUCCCAGUAAUGGAAAGGGUAAUAACUGUAGGAUUUUGCAGACACCGGGAGACAGGGACAUAGGACCUCCUUGUACCAGUGUUGUGCAAUGCGCUAUAAUUUAUUAUGGGGAUUAGACUGUCCCUUUAAUCUUAAAAAAAUCUAGAAUCUGUAUAAUAUACUUUAAUGUUGAAACAUCACUCUCUAGAAAUUGCACCAAUUGAAUAAAACUCAGAAAUUCAGCUAUAACUUGUGUUAACAUUUUUGUGAAGUGAUGGUCCAUUUUCUUUUAAGUUUAUAUGAGAGAUUCACCAUAUGACAUCAUAAACUAGUUCAGAGAAGGCACAGCCUGGGCACACAAUGCAAAUGAUGAGAAGAAACAGAAACAUUGUAUCAUUUCUCAUCUUCUCUGUGUGCUCUGUGCUGAUUGCCAGGUGUAAUGGGUGGAGCUUACAACAAUGAUUGCCAGGGAGCUAAGAUGAGCCCACUUACAGGAUGAAGAGGUGUUGAUUUCUACAUUGAAUUUUAUUUUUCACACCUCAUGACCGGUAGUGAUGCCCUUUUUGUAGCCUGUCAGACCACAGACAUGUUUCCUAAGUCAGACAUGUUAACCAUGAACUAAUUAGAAUUAGGAAGAUAAUCGGUGCCGCUGGGGAUGGGGUGAGAUUUCAGAGAAGGGGAAGGCUUUCAAAAUGAAGACUUUGUAUCUAUUUCACUCACCAUCUCCUUCCCAAAUUCUUCAACAUCACAUUUAUAAAAUAUUGUUUAUUGUAUUCUUUCAGGGCCGUAUAUUCCCCUAUAAUGGGCACUUGAAACCCUCGAAGGUUUACUUACUAAACAUUGAACUAUGGUGUUACUGCAUUACCUCUCUAUAUAUACCUUACUUCGAUCGCAUUCAUUCUUGUGUUUUUUGUAAUUAGUCAGAUUACUAGAAAGAUGUUUUAGAAAUUUUAGCCGGUCAUGUGUUUCUGCUUUGAAAAUGCGUAAAAUGCAACAAUUUGGGGGAUUAUUCACAAACCAGAAACCGACAAUUGAUGAAAACGAAAAUAUUUAAGCCAAGAUAGCCAGGCUGAAAACUGAUUGAAUUGAGGGAGUUUUUGUCUAUUUCAGCCUAAAAUGUUCAAUUUCCAUGUCAAUUCAACACAAAGCCAGCUUAGUUUUUGGUCUAAACUCUGCAUUUAACAUUUUUAAUUAAUCAAAUUGUCACUCUUACUGAAUAAUACAUUAUAGUCUUUUAUUAUUAUUAUUAUUAUUAUUUAUAUCGUGCCAGCAAAAUUCCCUAGCAUUGUACAAUGGGUAUAAGGUCGAGAUUUAUUUUUAAAAGCAGUAAUAUCUCAGUUUCUGUUAAACUGUCAAUGUAAAUUAAGCUCCAAAACUAAAUCCAUUGCUCAAAAUAUUACAAUUUAUCUAUAAACACAUGUAAUUUCAUGGGGCCACGAAACCUCUCUCUGAGUUAAAAUGGCUGCCUGGUGACUUAACCACACUAAUUACACUCUUUAUUUUUACUGCAACUCUUAUAGCAGGCAAUACAUCAUGGGAAAUGUAGUUUUGUAGCAGAUGGGGUGGGGCUAUAUUUUGGCUAUUUCUGCUACAGAGACUCAACAACACAACAACAAGAUAUCCUGGUGAGUCUGCACUCUCGAUCUUGUCUUCAUCUCAAGUCCUUGGGCCAGGUCUUCGCUAAAGAUCCUGGUCUCUUUCCAUUUAGAGAUGAUUUGGUAAUGUUGUCAUAAUGACCUUCUCAUUGACAAACCUACAGUACAUGAAGGCCCACAAAUGUCCAAAAGGGCUUCUGGUGACUCUUAAAAAUGAAAUGUUACUGAUGGCUCUUACCUUUUACGUUGUAUGUAAAUAUAACACUUUUCUUGGAAAAGAUACACUUAGUUUUUCAAUAAUUAUUUCUUCCUCCUAAAUGCUACAAAUGUGUGUAAAAUUCUGCUCUGCAUUGAAAAUAUGCCCAAUAUUAAUGAAAUGCCUUCACGUCCUUAGUCCUUUCUUCCAGUGUUUGAAUACUUCAUCUUGCUCAUUUGUGGACUGAGCAGCAAACAUUCUGGGGAAAGUCUGUGUUUGCAAAUUCUGUUAGUAUCAUAUUGGUUGGACUAGAUAGCUCCCAACACCUUCUUUGUACAAAAGUCAGCCUGGAGCAGAAGACCUUUUUUUCUAGUGUCAAGGAAUCGGUUCUUCAUGAGAUAUCCUAUGCUUAGUUGUUUCAUGGACACCUUUUCAAUAAAGUGCAUCAAGACACCUGUUACAUUCAUUGACUUUCAAAAGUAUCUUUAAGUAAUAGCUUGGCUUAAUAUGCAUUGUGUUAACGAAGGUCAUACUUGAAGAAUAUGCUUCAAGUCUGCAUUGUCACGGAAAAGUGCAGGUGCAAUGUCAACAGGAUGUCAUCUCUUUAAGUGAAGGAGGUAGAGCACUACAGUUUUUCUAAAUUAUAGAAGAGCUUGAUAGAAGGAUGACUGCCUGAAUGUCUCUUUUUGGCAGUAGUUGUCCACCACAUUGUAUAUUUAGACAUAGACAUCUCAAAAGCAUAUUUGCUGCACAUAUUGCCUUGGUGGAAGAGUAAAACCCUCCAUAAAAUGUAUGGGGAGCUAAAACCUGAUUCUUUAUUCACACACCAUAAGAAGAGACACAUCUCCAGACAGUCGCAGAUACAUGAGUCUUCCUUAUUAGACCUCAAUAAAAAGUUAUGUGAAUGGGGAAAGAGUAGGCCCACAAAGGACUUUUACGCUUGUUUAAGAUGUUUGUAAGAUAACAGUCAAUGGUUCAUCAUAUUUUUUUCCUGAAGAGAAGAAGACUUUUCUGAUACACUUGAAAGUUUAGUUGAGGUACAGUAGUAGAGCUUCCUAAACCAAUGAUGGUUAUCUACUGGCUUAGGUAAUUAUUGUUUGUAUUUUAAUCCCAAGUAGGAGACUAUAUUGAGGAGAAUGGAGCAGUAAUAUGUUUCAAACAAUGGGAGACAAGACAAGCGUGUGUAGAAAAAACUUGACCAAGGAUGGACAGAGCUGGUAGUUAGUGCCAUGUGGCAUUGUCUAACAGAGAGUGUCUUGUGUGUUAUGAAGCCAAGUUUCUCAUUAUAGAGGAAACACCACAACACAGUCAUUUCAUGAUCUUACGAGAAUUGUCCGGAGCCCAACACUGACACAGAUUCACUGUGGGUUAAGAAUAGAAAGUGGCUGCUUUCACGCCCAGUUUAUGUUUGAGCCAAUAUUGUUCUGCAUCUUCUCCAUUUUUUUCCUGUUUAGGCUCUUCCAGACAGUGUUAAUGUAAAAAGGAGGUGUAAGGGUGCACUUUCCCAACAAAGGCCUUCAUCUAAUAUUUUUGGAUAGGCUUUUCAAAUGAUUUAUCUACAGCCAUCACAAUUAAAGUCUAAAAAAUAGAAGAAAACAUUUUGAGGAAUAAAAAGUGUAAGAAAGACAAGUUAUUUGUGUUCAUAACAGAAAAAGAGGAUAAAGUCCCCAGUGUACAAAAGUUGGAGUAACAGCUUUAUACAAUAAGAAAAGGGUGAAUUCACACAACGUAAGUUUGUAAAUAACUGUUGUAGAUAAAGACACUGACCAGCAGACAUUGAUCAUGAAGAUUCAAAUGCAGAGGUUUCACGUUUACAAAUGAAUAGAAUUUCAUCGCUUUAUAACAGCCACAUUGUACGUGGAGCGUUACUACCUCAAAUUGUGACCAUAUUGCAGUUAUUUAAGUUGUCUUGAUACCAACUCUAAAAUUAUACAUUUUCUGGUUAAUUAAGUUUCUAGAUUGGUCAAGUUUUGAAGAACAUUUAACGUGUUUCCUCUUCGCCACCCAAAACAGACAGUGUUUGGGGGUGCUUUGUUGCUCUGUUUCUGGUUUGUGUAUAAUCGUGUCAUGUAGCAAAACUAGCAAACUAUAAUGGUUAUAAUAAUAAUAAUAUUGUAACAUCCCCUGUAAUUUGUAGGGGUAAUGGGGGGGUUAAUAAUUCCUUACCAGAAAAGGUUAAAGGAUCUUAACAUGUAUAACUUGGAGGAAAGACGAGACAGGGGGGAUAUGAUAGAAACAUUUAAAUAUAUAAAGGGAAUCAACACAGUAAAGGAGGAGGCGAUAUUUAAAAGAAGAAAAACUACCACAACAAGAGGACAUAGUCUUAAAGGACCACUCUAGGCACCCAGACCACUUCAGCUUAAUGAAGUGGUCUGGGUGCCAGGUCCAGCUAGGGUUAACCCGUUUUUUCAUAAACAUAGCAGUUUAGGAUAAACUGCUAUGUUUAUGAAUGGGUUAAGCCUUCCCCUAUUUCCUCUAGUGGCUGUCUCAUUGACAGCCACUAGAGGCGCUUGCGUGCUUCUCACUGUGAAAAUCACAGUGAGAGCACGCGAGCGUCCAUAGGAAAGCAUUAUGAAUGCUUUCCUAUGUGACCGGCUGAAUGCGCGCGCAGCUCUUGCUGCGCAUGCGCAUUCAGCCGCAUGGGAGGAGAAGAGGAGGAUCGGAGGUGGAGAGCUCUCCGCCCAGCGCUGGAAAAAGGUACGUUUAAACCCCUUUCCCCUUUCCAGAGCCGGGCGGGAUGGGGACCCUGAGGGUGGGGGCACCCUCAGGGCACUAUAGUGCCAGGAAAACGAGUAUGUUUUCCUGGCACUAUAGUGGUCCUUUAAAUUAGAGGGACAAAGGUUUAAAAAUAAUAUCAGGAAGUAUUACUUUACUGAGAGGGUAGUGGAUGCAUGGAAUAGCCUUCCAGCUGAAGUGGUAGAGGUUAACACAAUGAGGGAGUUUAAGCAUGCAUGGGAUAGACAUAAGGCUAUCCUAACUAUAAGAUAAGGCCAGGGACUAAUGAAAGUAUUUAGAAAACUGGGCAGACUAGAUGGGCCGAAUGGUUCUUAUCUGCCGUCACAUUCUAUGUUUCUAUAAUACUUUGAUGCCAGUUGCACUCCUCGCUCAUUAGGCUUGGCUGACUGAAGACUGAUAGGAGUUGCAGUCUGGUGAUGUAGCACAAGGACAAUCAGAUUAUUGUUACAAAGUAAAAAUUAAAUUCGCUAAACCUGAGAACAGCGGAGAAUUGACGAGUGACACAUUUCACAACAAAACAUUAAAGCUGAAAACAUUAGUAAUUCGGUUACAUUUCCAAUUCUAUUAUUUUAGCCUAAAAUUUACAAUUCUCUUCUCGAUUCUCCCCAAUUUCCAGAUUAGCGAAUAAACUCUUGUGAUUUGCUUUGAAAGGCCAUGCAAAUCUGAAGGAGACAUACUUGCGUUUUUGCCAGCACGAGGGUGCCCCUUUAAAUCUAUCUUUUGGAAUAUUUCAUGGCUUGCUCACCGGGGAAAUAAAAUGACGUUUCGGCUCUGCAAUCCCAGGAAGGAUGUGAGUGUAAAGAGGAUAUGCAGUCCUACUAUAGCGGGGCCUGCUAGCUCCAAACCACUGAAGGGUGCGGGAUGAACGACGUGACGCCCCAGUGUCUGAGACUUUUGGGAGUUUGUGAUGUAUCAGGAAGGGCUCCUUCCUUCCUCCUGACUUCGUCCUACAAUACGUUAAAUACCUUAAAUAUUUUCCAUUGCAGGAGCGUGAUUAGACAUCGGAAGUAACCGUAACGUUAUCAAGCCAGUCGCUUAUAGAAUAUUUAUUAAUUACAAGAACAUAGAUAUUCGUAUAUGUCGAUAUUGUUUAAUAGUUUUAUUUUUAAUAAUCUGCUCUAACUUACUAUCUGACAGGUGCAUGUGGGACGCAAGUGGUACGGCAUGUGACAGGGACACGUCAAUGUAUACAUGUACACCAGUGCUGACAUGUUGAAUGCCAAAACACCUCACGCAUACACACAGCACUGCAACCCCCCUCAUACAUACACAGAGCACUGCAACCCCCCUCACCUAUACGUAGAGUACUGUAACCCCCCUCAACCAUAUGCAGAGCACUGCAACCCCCCUCAUCCAUACGCAGAGCACCUCAACCCCCCUCAUCCCUAUACAUACGCAGAGCACUGCAAGCCCCUCACCCAUAUGCAGAGCACUGCAACCCCCCUCAUACAUACACAGUGCACUGCACCCCCUCAUAUAUACGCAGAGCACUGCAACCCCCUCAUACAUACACAGAGCACUGCAACCCCUCUCACCCCUACACAGAGCACUGCAACCCCCCUCAUACAUACACAGAGCACUGCAACCCCUCUCACCCCUACACAGAGCACUGCAACCCCCCUCAUACAUACACAGAGCACUGCAACCCCCCUCAUACAUACGCAGAGCACUGCAACCCCCCUCACCCAUACGCAGAGCAUUUAAAUCCUUGUUAUUUUUUAAAUAAUUAAAGGGGCUUAUAAUUUUACUAACCGUCUAUCGGGUUAAACACAAAUGACGUUGUAAUAAAUUGUAAGUAGAAUUGUAGAGUUUAGUUUACUUUGUUGAGUUGACUUUCCAAGUCAGUUAUAGUCUUAUUGAGCGAUUAGGAUUUCACUUCUAGUAUUCCUCACCGAGAAUAUAGAAUAAAUUCGCCACGCAGCCGCCUAACGGUGUGACAUUUAGAUGUUCUGUUAUCUUGGCUCGGUGGUGGUGUUCCAUAUAUCUGAUUUGUGUCCCUGUCUUGGGGCACGGUGUGGCUGUGUGGGUGUCUUGUUUGUGGUAGUGAGAGAUUAAUUCGGAACGUGUCCAAAGCUUGUCUGAAAAUGGAGUAAGGGCCACAGCUGCAGAAUGAUUAUGAUGACUGAGUACAUGAGGAAACAUAAAGCGGGGGAUCUGCCACCGCCUGCACGGGAAACAGAUAGCCAGCGUAGGAUUAAUUCACUAAAUGGCGAGUUACGGAGAACUGACACGGGAAUUGCAAGUGUGAGGGCAGAACAUUUUCCAACAUCUGUUUUGUUGCUUUUUUUCCCUCGUCCGUUCUACAGAACUCUCUGUUUGUGAAUAAUCUCUACAAUUGGAAAUGUCACGAUUAAAUGACCCUGCUGGGUAUCAGAGUACAGUUUUAAACGCUGGAUAGAUACAUCGCGGGGGAAUUAAUUCAUUUUCAUUUUGGUUUGGGCUGAGGAUGUUGUAAAACGUGCCUCAUUGUUCAUUAAAGUGAGAUUAUUAAUAGAGAUACUCUGUAUUAACAUGAACUGACGCGGACAUAAGGCCUGGUUCACUAACAUUGCGCGGCUUGACUCUUAGUAAAUCUUAUUAAUUAUUGGUGACAGACAGUGCCACAUUGGGGAGAAAGCUUCUUGACAUGCAGACCCCGAGAAUCUGCUCAUUCACUUUGAGACAAACUCUGAGAAAUUUACAGGAGGAAUCUGCCCAUUUAACGAGAGCAUCUUCCCAUUCACCCCAAAGAAUCUGCCCAUUCCGCCUGCAACGUGUGUCCAGUGUAAUAUGCAGCCUUGUUCCCAGGAGUUUCCAUUUUAGUGGUUUAAUGUCAGUAUGUUUAUACCAAUACAUAAUUAAAUAAUUCUUCUAAAGAAGCUUACCGAUUAUUAGUGUAUAAAUUAUUUAAUCAACAUUAGUAAAGCCUUGUUAUUAUACUAUUAAUAAAGCACCUAAGUAGCACGUAGUGCUGUACAAUGCAUUGAAUGCAGUAACCUUUACUCUAGAGCUGCAUUUGGCUCCUGCUGGGGUCUGCGCAGACACUCAGAAUAUUCAGAGGGUAAAGGUCAGAGCCCCAGGAGAGAAAAAAGCCUCAAAUAGCCAGUUAGUCGUCCUCACUGAGGUCUGGAAAUUCCUGACUGUGCUAUAGCUGCACCAGCCUCCAGCUUUCUGAGCACAGGGUGAAUUGGAGCAGAAUGGGUCACCCUGAUUCACUCUUUAUUAAUCCCAGCAUCGUCUUACACUCUCCAGUAUUAUUUUGGCUGCAUAUCAGCAGGUACCAACUGAACAUUCAUUAUACAAGGCUCCUGCUGAGUUCAUCCUGGAGUAUAAUGUAAGAGGAACCCAGCAGCUCUCCAUAGAACUCUGCAUCUCUAAACCCAGCAGCUCUCCAUAGAACUCUGCAACUCUGAACCUAGCAGCUCUCCAUAGAACUCUGCAGCUCUCCAUAGAACUCUGCAACUCUGAAUGUAUCUCUGAACCCAGCAGCUCUCCAUAGAACUCUGCAUCUCUGAACCCAGCAGCUCUCCAAAGAACUCUGCAGCUCUCCAUAGAACUUUGCAACUCUGAAUGUAUCUCUGAACCCAGCAGCUCUCCAUAGAAAUCUGCAACUCUGAACCUAGCAGCUCUCCAUAGAACUCUGCAGCUCUCCAUAGAACUCUGCAACUCUGAAUGUAUCUCUGAACCCAGCAGCUCUCCAUAGAAAUCUGCAUCUCUGAACCCAGCAGCUCUCCAAAGAACUCUGCAGCUCUCCAUAGAACUCUGCAACUCUGAAUGUAUCUCUGAACCCAGCAGCUCUCCAUAUAACUCUGCAUCUCUGAACCCAGCAGCUCUCCAUAGAACUCUGCAACUCUGAAUGUAUCUCUGAACCCAGCAGCUCUCCAUAGAACUCUGCAACUCUGAACCCAGCAGCUCUCCAUAGAACUCUGCAACUCUGAAUGUAUCUCUGAACCCAGCAGCUCUCCAUAGAACUCUGCAAGUCUGAACCCAGCAGCUCUCCAUAGAACUCUGCAAGUCUGAACCCAGCAGCUCUCCAUAGAACUCUGCAACUCUGAACCCAGCAGCUCUCCAUAGAACUCUGCAACUCUGAACCCAGCAGCUCUCCAUAGAACUCUGCAAGUCUGAACCCAGCAGCUCUCCAUAGAACUCUGCAACGCUGAACCCAGCAGCUCUCCAUAGAACUCUGCAACUCUGAACCCAGCAGCUCUCCAUAGAACUCUGCAACUCUGAACCCAGCAGCUCUCCAUAGAACUCUGCCUCUCUGAACCCAGCAGCUCUCCAUAGAACUCUGCAACUCUGAACCCAGCAGCUCUCCAUAGAACUCUGAACCCAGCAGCUCUCCAUAGAACUCUGCCUCUCUGAACCCAGCAGCUCUCCAUAGAACUCUGCAACUCUGAACCCAGCAACUCUCCAUAGAACUCUGCACCCAGCAGCUCUCCAUAGAACUCUGCAACUCUGAACCCAGCAGCUCUCCAUAGAACUCUGCCUCUCUGAACCCAGCAGCUCUCCAUAGAACUCUGCCUCUCUGAACCCAGCAGCUCUCCAUAGAACUCUGCAACUCUGAACACAGCUGCUCUCCAUAGAACUCUGCAACUCUGAACCCAGCAGCUCUCCAUAGAACUCUGCAACUCUGAACCCAGCAGCUCUCCAUAGAACUCUGCCUCUCUGAACCCAGCAGCUCUCCUUAGAACUCUGCAACUCUGUACCCAACAGCUCUCCUUAGAACUCUGCCUCUCUGAACCCAGCAGCUCUGCAUAGAACUCUGCAACUCUGAACCCAGCAGCUCUCCAUAGAACUCUGCAACUCUGAACCCAGCAGCUCUCCAUAGGACUCUGCCUCUCUGAACCCAGCAGCUCUUCAUAGAACUCUGCAACUCUGAACACAGCAGCUCUCCAUAGAACUCUGCAACUCUGAACCCAGCAGCUCUCCAUAGAACUCUGCCUCUCUGAACCCAGCAGCUCUCCAUAGAACUCUGAACCCAGCAGCUCUCCAUAGAACUCUGAACCCAGCAGCUCUCCAUAGAACUCUGCCUCUCUGAACCCAGCAGCUCUCCAUAGAACUCUGCAACUUGAACCCAGCAGCUCUCCAUAGAAUCCCCCUGCACCCAGCAGCUCUCCAUAGAACUCUGCAACUCUGAACCCAGCAACUCUCCAUAGAACUCUGCACCCAGCAGCUCUCCAUAGAACUCUGCAACUCUGAACCCAGCAGCUCUCCAUAGAACUCUGCCUCUCUGAACCCAGCAGCUCUCCAUAGAACUCUGCCUCUCUGAACCCAGCAGCUCUCCAUAGAACUCUGCAACUCUGAACACAGCUGCUCUCCAUAGAACUCUGCAACUCUGAACCCAGCAGCUCUCCAUAGAACUCUGCAACUCUGAACCCAGCAGCUCUCCAUAGAACUCUGCCUCUCUGAACCCAGCAGCUCUCCUUAGAACUCUGCAACUCUGUACCCAACAGCUCUCCUUAGAACUCUGCCUCUCUGAACCCAGCAGCUCUGCAUAGAACUCUGCAACUCUGAACCCAGCAGCUCUCCAUAGAACUCUGCAACUCUGAACCCAGCAGCUCUACAUAGAACUCUGCAUCUCUGAACCCAGCAGCUCUCCAUAGAAUUCUGCAACUCUGAACCCAGCAGCUCUUCAUAGAACUCUGCAACUCUGAACCCAGCAGCUCUCCAUAGAACUCUACUUCUCUAAAUGUAUCACUGAACCCAGCAGCUCUCCAUAGACAUACUGCUAAGAUGCUAAACCCUGCAGCCUUCCUCAGACUUAACACUUGAGGUCUUUGUAGGCUGAACGUUGCAGCUCUCUACAGUCUUAAAGGGAGGCUCGUAGCUUGAGUUCCCAGCGCACACAGCCUAUUACAGCUCUGUGUGUUGGUUAAGCUGCGUUUUUUUAUAAAACAAAUAAAAUCGUUUCAGAGCAAGUUGUAUAGCAGCAAGGUGACUGAUAACACAGUUUUGUCCUGUGAAAGUCGAUAUUAUUGACACAAAUUGCUGGUCAGUUACUAUCAAUGAGAGUCUCAGCUUUAUAAAAGAGCUAUUGCUGAAACAUAAAAGGUAUUUUAGUGAAGAAUUUUAUUAGGAGAAAAAUUCCCAGGUCUGAGGCGAAUAUUUAAAUUAAUUAUUGAAUAUGUAAAAAAUGCUAGGUGACAGAACCACUUUUAUGUAAACAGUUAUUAAUAUUUUCUGCAUGAGCUAUAGUUAAUUUAACUAUUAUGGAACUGGACACAUUACUCUAGGUGAGAUCUUACCGGGAUCUAUAAAGUGUUAUCACUACCUCUCUAUGUCCUCCUGGGAUCUGCUCUAUAGAACUGAACACAUUACUCUAGCUGAGAUCUUACCAGGGAUCUAUAAAGUGCUAUCACUACCUCUCUAUGUCCUCCUGGGAUCUGCUCUAUAGAACUGAACACAAUACUCUAGGUGAGAUCUUACCAGGGAACUAUAAAGUGCUAUCACUACCUCUCUAUGUCCUCUUGGGAUCUGCUCUAUAGAACUGAACACAAUAUUCUAGGUGAGAUCUUACCAGGGAUCUAUAAAGUACUAUCACUACCUCUCUAUGUCCUCCUGGGAUCUGCUCUAUAGAACUGAACACAAUACUCUAGCUGAGAUCUUACCAGGGAUCUAUAAAGUGCUAUCACUACCUCUAUAUGUCCGCCUGGGAUCUGCUCUAUAGAACUGAACACAAUACUCUAGGUGAGAUCUUACCGGGGAUCUAUUAAGUACUAUCGCUACCUCUCUAUGUCCUCCUGGGAUCUGCUCUUUAGAACUGAACACAAUACUCUAGGUGAGAUCUUACCGGGAUCUAUAAAGUGCUAUCACUACCUCUCUAUGUCCUCCUGGGAUCUGCUCUAUAGAACUGAACACAUUACUCUAGCUGAGAUCUUACCAGGGAUCUAUAAAGUGCUAUCACUACCUCUCUAUGUCCUCCUGGGAUCUGCUCUAUAGAACUGAACACAUUACUCUAGCUGAGAUCUUACCAGGGAUCUAUAAAGUGCUAUCACUACCUCUCUAUGUCCUCCUGGGAUCUGCUCUAUAGAACUGAACACAAUACUCUAGCUGAGAUCUUACCAGGGAUCUAUAAAGUGCUAUCACUACCUCUAUAUGUCCGCCUGGGAUCUGCUCUAUAGAACUGAACACAAUACUCUAGGUGAGAUCUUACCGGGGAUCUAUUAAGUACUAUCGCUACCUCUCUAUGUCCUCCUGGGAUCUGCUCUAUAGAACUGAACACAAUACUCUAGGUGAGAUCUUACCGGAGAUCUAUAAAGUACUAUCACUACCUCUCUAUGUCCUGAGAUCUGCUCUAUAGAACUGAACACAAUACUCUAGGUGAGAUCUUACCGGGGAUCUAUAAAGUACUAUCACUACCUCUCUAUGUCCACCUGGGAUCUGCUCUAUAGAACUGAACACAAUACUCUAGGUGAGAUCUUACCGGGGAUCUAUAAAGUGCUAUCACUACCUCUCUGUGUCCUCCUGGGAUCUGCUCUAUAGAACUGAACACAAUACUCUAGGUGAGAUCUUACCGGGGAUCUAUAAAGUACUAUCACUACCUCUCUAUGUCCUCCUGGGAUCUGCUCUAUAGAACUGAACACAAUACUCUAGGUGAGAUCUUACUGGGGAUCUAUAAAGUACUAUCACUACCUCUCUAUGUCCUCCUGGGAUCUGCUCUAUAGAACUGAACACAAUACUCUAGGUGAGAUCUUACCGGGAUCUAUAAAGUACUAUCACUACCUCUCUAUGUCCUGGGAUCUGCUCUAUAGAACUGAACACAAUACUCUAGGUGAGAUCUUACCAGGAUCUCUAAAGUACUAUCUCUACCUCUCAAUGUCCUCCUGGGAUCUGCUCUAUAGAACUGAACACAAUACUCUAGGUGAGGUUUUACCAGGAUCUAUAAAGUGCCAUCACUACCUCUCUAUGUCCUGAGAUCUGCUCUAUAGAACUGAACACAAUACUCUAGGUGAGAUCUUACCGGAGAUCUAUAAAGUACUAUCACUACCUCUCUAUGUCCUGGGAUCUGCUCUAUAGAACUGAACACAAUACUCUAGGUGAGAUCUUACCGGGGAUCUCUAAAGUACUAUCUCUACCUCUCAAUGUCCUCCUGGGAUCUGCUCUAUAGAACUGAACACAAUACUCUAAGUGAGCUCUUACCGGGGAUCUAUAAAGUACUAUCACUACCUCUCUAUGUCCUCCUGGGAUCUGCUCUAUAGAACCGAACACAAUAGUCUAGGUGAGAUCUUACCGGGGAUCUAUAGAGUACUAUCACUACCUCUCUAUGUCCUCCCGGGAUCUACUCUAUAGAACUGAACACAAUACUCUAGGUGAGAUCUUACCGGGAUCUAUAAAGUACUAUCACUACCUCUCUAUGUCCUCCUGGGAUCUGCUCUAUAAAACUGAACACAAUACUCUAGGUGAGAUCUUACCAGGGAUCUAUAAAGUACUAUCACUACCUCUCUAUGUCCUCCUGGGAUCUGCUCUAUAAAACUGAACACAAUACUCUAGAUGAGAUCUUACCAGGGAUCUAUAAAGUGCUAUCACUACCUCUCUAUAUCCUGCUGGGAUCUGCUUUAUAGAACUGAACACAAUACUCUAUGUGAGAUCUUACCGGGAUCUAUAAAGUGCUAUCACUACCUCUCUAUGUCCUCCUGGGAUCUGCUCUAUAAAACUGAACACAAUACUCUAGGUGAGAUCUUACCAGGGAUCUAUAAAGUACUAUCACUACCUCUCUAUAUCCUGCUGGGAUCUGCUCUAGAGAACUGAACACAAUACUCUAGGUGAGAUCUUACCGGGGAUCUAUAAAGUGUUAUCACUACCUCUCUAUAUCCUCCUGGGAUCUGCUCUAUAGAACUGAACACAAUAUUCUAGGUGAGAUCUUACCGGGAUCUAUAAAGUACUAUUAACUUGUAUAUCUAUAGUAUAUCUGUAGAAAAUGACUCUCCAGUUCCCAUGUGUUUUUAGGUCUAGCUGCCUAUACGCUUUCUUUGUGUGGACAUGUUAUGGCAAGAUAGCUGCCCAAGUGGUCUGGUAGUUAGAGGGUUACUGCGUAUUAAGGGAUCCAUUGUGAGACAGUGUAAAAGCCUUUCCUUGGAAUGCCUGCAAUUCCUUUUGAGGGGGUCCUGGGAUGCCGGCCCAUUGUUCCCCGAGGCACCGGGAAUUCCAUCUAUGAAGCUGUGACCUUUCAUGUAAUGUGUGAGAGUGGGCAGCGCGGUGCCCGACGUGGGCGGCUGGUAUGGGCAAUGCACCGUGCCCUGCACGGACUUACCAGCUUGCCACAGAUCUUUGUAGUAACUAUUUCACUCUUACCUUGUCUGGUUUUUAGCAGCACUCACGGCCUGGCAAUCCAUGGCUUUUUAUUACAUUAUCCAUCUUAUUAUAUUUAAAUGUAAUUGUUUGGGGACUGUUCAUCUGCCUCCCCCCUCACCCCCUUCAUGAUUUCUAUGCCCGUGUUUAUGUUGUUUUUCCAUAAAUUAAUAGGUAAAACUGAAUUCAUUCUUUCAUGGCAAGUCGUUACCAUGACAUUAUUAUUAUUAUUAUUAUUAUUAUUAUUAUGUACAAAGCAAAUAUUUUAUCAUCGGCCAGUAACAGAGGGACUAAAGAAGAAAAUGCCCAAAGUGCUAAUUGUAAAAAAUAUUUUAAAAAAAUUAAAUAACUGACCCUUUAUGUCACCAAAACUUUGCAAACAUCCUGAGAGUUUGGUGCUUUUUAUAACAUCUAUUAUUAUUCAGCUGCCGAUUUAGUUAAUUACGAGAACCUGCGCUGAGUCCCACUGGGAGGAAGGCACUAUUUAAAUACUGGUUAUUAUUAUUAUAUUGAAAGAAUGGGAAGAACAUUUUAUGUCGGUUAUAGGUAAAUCAAAAUGUGGUAAAAUAGCCCUGUUUCAGCAGACGUCAGCAAUAAUUCCACACAGGGGGCCAACUUAUCCACCCCAGAGUCGUAUCUUAUCAUUCCUGCUGUCAAAUUCAGGCUCAGAUCCCAUUCUAUGCCCUCGUGUUUAACCCUUUGAGUUCCCCAAGAAGUGUUUCUGGAAGGGCUACAUGUGAAACCAUUGAGCAUGUCGGAUGCCUGUUGGAGAUAGCAAUCUGUGAUGAGCAGUUACUGUGCCCUGCAGCGUUCACUUGGCAUUGUCGUUGUUCAAUCAUACGGUUGUUAUUUAGACUUUAAGUACCUUGUGAAUAAAAACAGCCAUGUGUGCUUUCCAGAGGGGGUGGGGGGGGGGGGCAGUGACCCAUCUGAACCUUUUUAAAUGUGGAUCAGGGCCCUUCCCCGAAAUGUUCUUCAUCUUUGAACUUAUUUAAGCCGUUUCACCGCAGAGUGAGUGGGGCAGGUGUUGGCGUGAAUCUUCCAUAUGUUUAAAGUCAUCCAGCUUGGCUUUCCUAAAAUAGAUAUCUGGGGGUCCACGGGGGAGAGGGGACACUCGGGAGGGUCUGCCUCAGCUUUCUGAAACAAAUUCUUUUUAAAUAAUAAAAUCUCCAGCACAGUGAGUGACAUGUAAACCUCCGACGUCUUCGGCAUUUGUGUAAAUAAAGGCGCUAUUUCUAGCCAUAAACACAAGCCGGUUUAAUUCGUUACAGGACAGGAGCGCAGUCUGAACGCAGGAGUGGUUGCGUGGAUACGAUAAAUCGUUCAAUAAAAUGACGCAAAUAUAGACGCAGUAUAAGAAUUUAGACUGGAAAAGAAAGUAUCAAAGAAACAAACAAGUUCUAUUUUUUUUUAUUUGCAGUAAGAUUUACUAAAGGGUGAAUUUUUGGUAAGGAUUUCAACCCAAAAACAAUAAUUGCAAUUUUGAGCCUUCACUGAAUUUGGAUCAAUUCCCAACUAAAAAAAAAUCAAACUUUGAGCUGAAUGACUGAAAUGAGGUGGGACAGGGCUAACUCAGUAAUUCCUUCUUAAACAAAGAAUUUCUUAGGCUGGCUCCAACAGAAAUUAUUAGAUUGGAUGGCUGUAUUACCUGGCAGCCAGCAAAGUGCUAAAAUAUUCAUUUAAAAACAGGGGACCCAUAAAAACGAGGAGCGAAUCGGGGCCUUUGUUUUCCUUCACCUUUUAUAAUGGGGAUUUACAACCUUUGCAUCUUAGCUGAAAGAAAGUGGGAUUGGCUGGGCUGGUUCAGCCGGUCACUUUGUGCUGCCUGUUUCAUUGUGUCGAUCCUUUUUAACCCUUCACUUCCCUGGCUAUCUCCCCUCCCCAUUUUGUCUUUUUUUUUUAUCAAUGUACUAUUUGUGUUACUUGCUUAUCCAACCAGCUAACGGUGUUAUUGAAUUAUUUAUGCUUGUAGAAAAACAAAACCACAUAUAAGUUGGUCGACAUGAAAUCUCAUGCAAUCAAAUUCCUUUUAGUAAAUAUACGAAUGACAGUUUCAGUUUAUUUCCCCCAAUCUGUUUUGAAUCUGGACUUUGCGUGUAGGUUUUGAAUCUGCGAGGGACGAUUUGCCGGUGGCCAGGCUGGUAAAAGGGGGCAUUUUAUUAGAUCCCUGGGAUUAAAUGGCAGGAUGUUUGGAGAUCGUUGUGUUUAGUUUUAUACAAUUAAUCGAUAAACGCAAUGUGAAGUAUGUGGCCCAACGCCAGGUUUUCCAAUGGUCGAUGUUCCUGAUAUUUUCUCUCUUGCUACACGUAGGAUUGUUUUAAUUGUUUUUCUUUUCCUGUUUAUCCUCAGGAGCAGAGGAAGCAGAAUUGGAAAGACCUGUGUCCGGGAAAACAUUGGGACGCUCUGUAAGUAGAAAUAUCCAGCCGCAGAGAGGAACCAGUAAUACAAUGCUUGUCCCUUUAAACCUGCGCACACCACUCUGUGUUUAAAGUUUAGAGAUUUAUCCUAAAACUAUUGUUAUGAAUCUCAGCUCCUGUAAAGUGCAUGUUUGGUGACUUGUAGCGCAGUCUUUAUAAUGUAAUGUCUGAUUCACACACAUUGCUAUAUAAUGUAAUGUCCGAUACACACACAUUGCUAUAUAAUGUAAUGUCUGAUACACACACACUGCUAUAUAAUAUAAUGUCUGAUACACACACACUGCUAUAUAAUGUAAUGUCUGAUACACACACAUUGCUAUAUAAUAUAAUGUCUGAUUCACACACACUGCUAUAUAAUGUAAUGUCUGAUUCACACACAUUGCUAUAUAAUAUAAUGUCUGAUUCACACACACUGCUAUAUAAUGUAAUGUCUGAUACACACACACUGCUAUAUAAUGUAAUGUCUGAUACACACACACUGCUAUAUAAUGUAAUGUCUGAUACACACACACUGCUAUAUAAUGUAAUGUCUGAUACACACACACUGCUAUAUAAUGUAAUGUCUGAUUCACACACAUUGCUAUAUAAUGUAAUGUCUGAUACACACACACUGCUAUAUAAUGUAAUGUCUGAUUCACACACAUUGCUAUAUAAUAUAAUGUCUGAUUCACACACACUGCUAUAUAAUGUAAUGUCUGAUACACACACACUGCUAUAUAAUGUAAUGUCUGAUACACACACACUGCUAUAUAAUGUAAUGUCUGAUACACACACACUGCUAUAUAAUGUAAUGUCUGAUACACACACACUGCUAUAUAAUGUAAUGUCUGAUUCACACACACUGCUAUAUAAUGUAAUGUCUGAUUCACACACAUUGCUAUAUAAUGUAAUGUCUGAUACACACACACUGCUAUAUAAUGUAAUGUCUGAUUCACACACAUUGCUAUAUAAUGUAAUGUCUGAUUCACACACACUGCUAUAUAAUGUAAUGUCUGAUUAACACACAUUGCUAUAUAAUGUAAUGUCUGAUUCUUCUAAUACUGGUGAGUUACCCCAGGUUAGUAGUUGAGCUCAGUAUUAGAGAGUGGUUCCUGUCGUUUAAUCAGACUCUUAUUUAAACGUUUAUUUAUUUUUAUUUACAGGCAGAAAAAGUAAAAGAUAAGUUUAGUCCCCUGAAGCAAAGGUCUCCCCCCGCUGGCCGCCCCCAUCUGUCCCCAGAGGAAGUCAAAGACUCGGACCAAGCGGUGAGAAUGAGUGCGAGCUCCGUCUAAUUCAUGGGUAGGGGGGGGGGGGAUUAUCCAUGUACAAUGGGUAUCAGCCUAUUCCUGGGCAUCUAGAACAGAGGGGUCAUUCCCAUUCACAAAACGUUUUCAGAAAUGUGCAUUGAGCGCUUUAGCUGAUGAUUUUAGCCUAUCAGAUUCCUGAAUCAAGUCUCGGACUGCGUUGAAACGAGAUGCAGAGGGAGUGGGUGCUGGAUUCAACACUUUGUAGUUAAACCAUUUAUUAACCAUUUAAACUCUUGAUGUAAAUCGGUGCCCAGGAACCUACUCGCACCAUAACAACGUCAUGUAGCAACCAUGGGGAUUUUUCAAGCAGGAUUUAACAAUUAGGGGAUUUAACAAUUAAGAGAAUGUAGUUUUUGUGUAUAUAUCCUGCCCCUGCAAUAUGUCUGCCUUUUAGGAGUUAAAUCACUUUAUAGUUUAAACAGCCCUAGCUACACCUCCCCUGGCUGAGACUCACACAUCCUCCCUGCACACUUCCUGAAAAAUAGUCUAGUUUUUAGCUUCCCUUAUUGCACAUUGUGUUUAAUUUAGAAUUUAUCUCCUGCUCUGUUAAUAGCCUGCAGGAUCCUCAUGUUUGUGAUUAAAGCUCAUCAGGAGAUAUGAACUUCUAAAGUAAACACAAUGUGCUGUCAGAUCUGAUUGAAAAUUAAACCAUUUUGUAUUCAUGCAAGCUGUGUCAGUCACAGCCAGGGGAGAUGUGGCUAUGGCUUCAUAAAUAGAAACAAGGUGAUUUAACUCCUAAAUGACAGAGAAUUGAGCAGUGAGACUACAGAUACAUGAUCUAUACACUAAAUACACUCAGUUACACUAACAGCAAUACGAAAAUGCUUAAUUUGGCUAAAGCUGUCUUUGUGCGUAGAGUGUCCCUUCAACAAUUGGGAUAUAACAACAGGGAGUUUAACUCUUUCAUUGGCAGAGAGAGAACAGUCACGUGUUUUUAACCAUUCCACAGGAAAAUGGGAUGUAAUCUUAUCAUGAGCAGAACCACCAGUAAAAGUUAACCCUUUACGUGCAAAUGAAGAACUGAUAGGACACCUUAACCUUUUUGGAAAACACCAAUGGACAUUUAACCGUUUCAUGCCCAGAAGGCAGCAGUCAGGGAAUUUAACCUUUUCACAAGCAGAGGAGUUUAACCAGCCAAAAGUAAAAAGGAUGUGGCAAACUGUCAGAGGGCCAGCUUGGAAACAAUCUUGGAUUAUGUAACGUUUUAGUCUAAAUUUAGCAAAUGGUUCCUAACGCCUCAAUUCACUGUUUAGUAAAUCGAUCCCCUAAAUCUCCAAAUUAGGAAAAUACUGACAGCCCUGAGUUUACUGUAAGUAGUUUCAAAUAAGAAAGUUUCUAUGAUUCAUGAAUUGUCAAUAUGUUCUGUUUUGUUGUGAAAUUUACCUUAUCACGGCCCAAUCUGCAGGCGAUUUGAAGUGAGGGGAUCCUGACAGAAUUCCUGUGUUACUGUAUUCACACUGUAUCAGUUCCAUGAUACGAGGAUGGGUUACAGAGGAAGCUGCUACAUUAUAGCUCAGUUAGCUAAGGAAGUUAACCACCGCUGCUUUUUAAAAAAAAUAAAAGAAUUUUUAAAUCUAUUUUUUAUUGAGACAUUUGUUAUAUGGGGUAUAGAACAAAAACAAGGGGAUGUACAUUUUUUACAGCUUAGGGUUACGUUAACACAGUGCAACAUCUCCUGUGAGUAACUGUCUCAUUUUUAUGUUAUUCAAGCUGACAAACAAGAGUGGCAUAAUAUUACAUAGACGUGGCAUGCAUAACAAUUACACAUUUUUCGUGAAGGUAUAAGAGUCAAGUAUAGAUUUCUGUAUGCUUAAAUAAAUUUAACCACCAGGGGGGCAGAAGAGCGCUAGGUUUUCCGAAUUGGCCUCACAUGCAAGCUCAGGCAUUGUAAAGCUUCAUAAUUGCUUUCUAUGGGGAGCUACAGAAGGAGAGUCAGCUGCAGUAUACACAUAGCGUUUGUUAAAGAUAAGGUGUUUAAACACAGGGUAUGCAGUAGUCUGCAACUACUUUGGGCAUAUAGGGGUAGCUACCACUUGAUCAUCCCUGCCUCAGUGUCCUUGCUGUGUUCAGGUCCCUUGCAAUUUGUUUGCCAGGGAUGUGGCUAGUCUCUGGUAUCUGCUAGUGGCAGCCUCCAGUAUAUGAGAGAGGAAGCUUGUGACUCGAGUCCGUUGCACUUCUGUGCUUAUUCACGGUUAGAGUCCCGAUUGAGUUCCCUCAGUUCCACUACCGUUGACCAUGUGAGAUGUUGCCUCAGGUAUUGCAGGUGUGAGCCUUGCUUACAUGCUGAACGUUUCCUUCUUAGAGUUGUCUGGCGUACGGCAAGAGUGUGUGUCUGCGGGCUGCUUGUUCUCCCGCUGGUGAUGGAUGCGGCAGCCAUUUUGUUUUUUGCCAUGCGGUCCCUGGUUGCUCAGUUUGUCGCUCAGGCUUCAUAGGUGGUCGCUGCUUCCCCGGUGGGGUCCGGGAUAACCCCCCCCCAGCACACGCGGGGGGUGAACGGGGCCCUCGCUAAGAGUGUGGGAGGUCCCGCCGGACUAAGCACGGGAGACCGGCCGCAUCUCCCGCCAGAGCCUCACGACAGGCCGCAAUCCCAGACGUCCAGCAGUCAUCCUCGCCGGCAGGACGGGGUCGUUAUUCACUCUGAAAGUUGUGUUUAGGUUCCCCCUCGCCUUCUUAUAGCUGCGGUACGAUUAUUCAGGAGAGCUAAGGUUGUUUUGAGCUGGAUAUUGGGGAUUCAUAGAGGAGCUCAGGUGCCCCACGUCCAGCCGGCGCGGCGGUCAGGACUAUAGGGAGGAUGCUUUAAUACCUUCAAUAAAAAUCAGCACCACAAAAACCGUAUGAUGGCACGCUGAUCUUCUCUCAUGCAAAUCACAAGUGGGGCAGCCAUUUUUUUUUUGCACCGCACUUACAAAUGAACUGACGUAACACAUUCACAAUGGAGCCGCAGUGACUGGGGAGACAGUAACCAGCUAACUGAAAUUUUAAUAUAACAGGAGUGCGGAUAAGUUUUGACUGACCCUCGUAAAACAAAUUUCUUCAGCAUUUUAUUGAAACCGAUUUUAAGAUAUUCUUUAUUGACGGCUUUGAAUAGCCACCUUUUGUAGUUAUUUCCCUCUGUGUUGAUAGGGGUCAUGCUGUUUAAAGUGAUUUCUGCGAAUUAAACCAGUGAUUUGGCAUGUUUCUUACAUUCAGGCACAGAAAGAAAAGUUGCACGCAGAAUUGAAGAAAGUUCUGCAGCAGAAAGUACAGAGAGAAACCUGCGGAGAGACCGACGCCAGGAUGGAAACUCACAUCAACAUCACAGAGGUAGUAGCGGUGUGUCUCACGGGGUGAUCAUUGGAAUUAUUGUCCCUUUGAACAAUGGAACUGAAGGAUAUAUUUCAGAUUGCCAGGCAUUGUACAAGUAAAAUUAUACUUAUCACAAAUUCUCUGCACCGUGUUAUGAAAUUGUGGCCCUUUUCUCAUCUUAUAACACCCCAAAGCUAAUUUCAUCUCAUUUCAUGGUUUAAAAACAUGGCAGGAAGACCACGAAGACUAACCAUCAGUUUAGAAACAUGGUCUGAUCCAAGGUGUAUGUAUAUGGCUGAAGGAUUCGGUCAUAUACUAAAGAUAGGGAUGAAGAUUUUUUUCACAUAUACUUCAUUAAAACUAAACAAAAAAAAUCUAUUUUCUUCCAAUAUUUGAUGAAAGGAUUAUUUAAAAAAAAAAAUAGUUUUGAGUAAGAUGUGAAGCCCCUUGGCUAGCCGAGCGUAGGUAAAUCACACCAUUAAGGGCCCAGUCUGCCCCACAAAAUAACCUUCAAAUGCCACUAUUCAAUGAUUCUACCUCUUUGUGAUUAACGGUCUUAUAAUUGAAUCUAUGUACCUUUAUAACUCUAUAAUAACUCGUAUGACUGCCUGAGAAUGCCUCCGUUAUGUUAUUGUUAUGUUACGUUACACUAUACAUUUUACCUUAAAGAUUAUCAUUUGGUUGUUUAUUUUGAAUUGCUAUGGUGACCAAAACUAUCAAUAAAAGUGAUAAAAACAAAUAAAAAUUUUGAGGUAACAUUUGUCCUUUAAGUGAAGUUUGCACACUUACAGUGUUUUUCAACAAAUGUCAUUGAGCAUCUGAUAUAGACAGAGACACACAAUUUAAGAUGGUAAUUAGGAGAGUGGCUGAGACACUGAAGCGAUUGGAUGGGUGACACAUUUAGAUCCUAAAAAAUGUGCAUUAUAUGUCUGCUCAACAGGAAAAACUGAAAGCCUCUGAGAUGGUGGAAGUGAUAGUAGAGACUGAACCCCAAAGUGGCAUGAGUGGCAUCAGUAUCUCUGGAGGAGGUAAAGAAGGACUUUUCAUCUCAGACCUCCUAAAAGACUCUCCCGCUGCCAAAACCUUGCCUCUUUUAGAAGGUAAGACCAGUCACGGUUGGGCUUUUUGGCCAUGUAGGCACCUAGCUGUCGGCAGCCCUCACCCUCAACAAUGUCCCGUCCUCUUUCCAAUAGGUGACCAGAUCCUGAGCGCCCGUGUCUUUUUCGAAAAUGUGAAGUAUGAAGAUGCUCUGAGAAUCCUGCAGUGUGCUGAACAAUACAAAGUCUCCUUCUGCCUAAAAAGGACCGUGCCAUCAGCCGAUGUCACAGUGUCACCAACUUCUGGGAGUGUGGAGGUCAAGGGUCCAAAGGCAAAAAUGCCUAAAAUGGUAAAUCCCAUUUAUAUCAAUUGCUUUACAAAGUAUACAUUUCCUUUAUUCUCUACUUUUAUAUUCCAUCUUUUUGUUAAUGUACUUUUAGUUUAGUGGUUUACACAGAAUUCAUGGACUUAUGUACAAACUUUGCGAUCUUUCAGCAGGAAUUAUUAAUAUUAUACUUUAUUUAUAAAGCACCAACACAUUCCGCAGCGCUGUAGAUGGGCACAAUUGGUACAAAUUAUAAGGCAAAGGAACAAUACAUGUGAGACAAUACAAAAUUUGGCACAGAGUCGGAGUUGAGGGCACUUUUCCUGUGGGAACUUACAAUCUAGAUGGAUAGGACAGUUGAGAAACAGGAGGCGUGCACUGCAAGAGUGAGUUGAGAACAUUUAUUGGGUAAGUGGAAUGCGUUAGUUACUGAGUUUAGUGGUAGGCUUCUCUGAAUACAAAUGUCUUUAGGGAGCGCUUAACGAAAGGCAAACUAUGGGAAAGUCUGAUAUCUUGGGGAGAGUGCGUUUCAGAGUGUUGGUGUCCUGUGAGAGAAGUCCUGUAGCCUAGCAUGGGUAGAGGUGAUAAGAGAAGAUGCAAGGAGCAUGUCAUUGUUAGGGCUGGAGGAUAUUUGUGGAUUAGUGAUGACAGGUAAUGGAAAGUGGCGUUAGUAAAGGCUUUUUGGGUCAGGGUGUCAUCCAACUUUAGAACUUAUACCCACAGCUGUUCCCAGUGUUAUAACUAGUGUUAUACAGUUUUCCAUAAUGAUGAGGUCAAAUGACUGAACAAUUUACUAAUGAGACAUGUCUUUAUAUGUCUUUUCAGACCGUUAAAAGCCUUACGCCGGUAAAGAAGAAAAAGAAGAAGGUUCCAAGUCAAGUAAAGGUUUCAGAAGAAGGUUCCAUGGAAGCUUUGAAAGGGUCUGAAAUAUCCGUGGGCAGCAUGGAAAUUCCACCUGUAGACGUUGAAUUCUCCUUUCCCAAAUUCUCCAAGCUUUUAAAAACGAAAUCUGUGACUGAGACCAGCACUGUAACCAAGACAACUGAGGUUACCACAAAAGCUUCCAAUGGGGAACAAAAAUGGGCAAAAAUGAAGUUUCCUCGUCUAAGAGUCAAAGAAGCAGCAGCAGGAGCUGUUUCUGUGGAAGUCCCUGAAAUCAAGACAUCAUUACCAAAAGGCAGUCCUGUUACAGAAGAAAAGGAUAAAGCUGACUCCAAGUUUGGAAUCUCUGUUCCUAAAAUUAAAAAACCUAAGGUAGAAGCCACAGUGUCAAAACCAGAAGUUGAACUUUCUGUUCCAAAGUUGGAGAUUGAAACCAAAACCCCACAAGUUGAACUUGAUAUACCUCUGCCAACAAUGAAGACUGAUACACAAGAGAUAUCAACAACAGAAAGUAUUAAAAUGGCUAUGAUGAAUGCUUCAGCCAAAAUUCCAGAUGUGGAAAUUAAAGUUCCAUCUUCCCACAUUGAGGUGGAGGCACCAGAUAUAAAAAUUAGCACACCCCAUGUGUCAACAGUUGGAAUUUGCACAUCAGUUUGUGAUAAGAAAUCAGACAUCACUGUUGAAGGAAAACCCAAAACCGAGAUUACAUUUCCCACUGUGGAAAUUGCCCCACCUAAACUUGACAUGGACUUGAGCCUAGCAAAACCUGAAGGUGUGGUUGUAGAUGAGCCAACUGGUGGUGCUGUGAAAGGUUUCCAAAUCAAACUGCCAACGUUUGGCAAGUCUGCAAAAACCUCCACUGCUGAGAUGGAAGUUUCUCCCCCCAAAAUAAAAAAAGAUAUUGAGGUUAAAGCAUUUGAAGAUAGGUUUAAAAUGCCUUCUAUAAAAACUCCAGAAAUUGGAAUUUCUUUCCCCACAGGCAAACUGGAAGGCGAUAGUCCUGAUGGAAAACAAAAAUUGUCCAUGAAAAUGCCAUCCUUGGAUGUUUCUGCUCCUAAAGUUGAUAUUUCUUUAGCCAAGGCAAACUUAGAUUUAGAUAUCUCUGGAGAAACUGAAAUUCCAGAUGUAACAUUGAAGAUGCCUAAAGCCAGUCCUCCUAAAAUUGGAAUGAAAGUUAAAGACGCCUAUGCAGACUCUAUGAAGAUUAAAGGUGACAUCCCACAGGUGGACUUGAAACAUGAUCAGAUUGAAGCUGAACUCUCAGUUGGAAUUCCAGAUGUGACUUUCAAGCUGCCUAAAGUAGGCCUUUCCAUACCUGGAGAAAAGAUCGAAAUGCAUGAUGAAGUCACAACAGGAAAGCUGGAAAGUGAGGGGCAGGAUUUCAAACUGAGAGGGCCUAAAAUUAAAUUACCGAGUUUUGUACUUUCACCGUCCAAAGAUAAGCCUGAUAUACCACACCCUGAAUUGGACAUUUCAGACAAAGAAUCUAAAUUACAGUCUGAGGGUAAAGUAGCAUUUUCAUCGAUAAAGGUGCCAUCACUUGCUAUUUCAUUGCCAAAAGUACCAGACAUUCAACCAGGGAAACUGGAAGUCACUUUACCCACAACCAAAGCAGAUAUCAAAGCACCAGACUUGGAAGGUGCCAGUAAGUAUGACCUGAAGUUGAAAAUGCCCAAAGUAUCUUUACCCCAGUUGGAGGUGUCUACAAAAGUUGAAAAACCUCAAGUAUCACCCCCAAAAAUUGGUAUUCAUAUGCCAAAGAUAGAGUCAAAAGUUAAAGAAGGGGACCUGACAGAGAAGGGGGAUAAAUUCACUCUUCCAAAACUAGAUAUUUCAGUUCCCAAGAUAAAACCCGCUGAAGUUGACAUAACCCCAUCAAAAGCAGAUUUUGACAUUUCUGUAGAGAAGCCAAAAAUAGGACUGAAGGCUCCAAAAGUGGGAUCUGAUGCAAUUGCCUUUGAUGGGGAGAUUGGGGAUUCAAAAUUGGGCUUUCCAUCUGUCAAAAUACCAUCACUUGAGAUAGACACACCAAAGUUUGACAUUGAUUUAAAUUUGCAGAAAGUCAAACUGGAGGGGUCAGACGUUCUUAUUGAACAACCAGACAGCAACGUGCAGAUGCCAAAAAUUACUUUCCCUAAGCUUACUGAUGUGACCAAAGACAUGUCUGUUGAAAUUAAUGUUCCAAAGAUCACUAGUGACAUCUCUUUACCAAGAGCUAGCACAGAAAUGAAGAGACCUGAAUUUGGAGGUGUGGAUCAUGUUGACAGAGGAGCAAAGAUAAGCCUGCCAAAAAUUGAGAUAGGAUUAGGAAAGCCCUCGGAUGAGGAAACAUCUGACAUUAAGCUCCCAAAAGUGAAACUAGAAGGGCCAGAUGUAGAGGGCAUAGAAGCUAAACUGAAACUACCAUCCAUGAAGAUGCCCUCCGUUGCCAUUACAGCACCAAAGGUACCAGAUGUUGACAUUGAUGCAAGUUUGCCAAAGGUUGGCAUAGAAGGAUUAAGCAAAGAAGAAGUGACAGGAGAAUUGGCCACUGAUAGUGAGAUUAAAUUCAAAGCAUCAAAGUUUUCUCUCCGCAAACUUGGGAUUUCUGGGCCCAAAUUUAAAAAAGGUGGGGAGGCAGAUAUUAAAACAUCUCCUCAGGAUGGAGAAAGAGAAAUCUCAGUUAAGUCUCCAAAGAUGAAAAUGCCAAAAUUUGGAAUUACCUUCCCCAAAUCAAAGCAAGAUGCUGAUGUGGCCAUUUCUAAACCAGCUCUAGAAAUGGAUACAAAAACAAAGAAGGCAAAGGCAGCAGUAUCAGUUGGUCAAAUUGAUGCCCAUUCUGAAGGGAAGGUAAAGCUUCCGUCGGUCACACUUCCCACGGUAGAUAUCUCAGCACCAAAAUUAGAAGUAGAUAUUGCAAUUCCAAAAGGAGAAACUUCUCACACUGAGCAUAAACCUUCCGAUAUCAGUAUUGACAUACCAGAAGUGAAACUCAACCUGCCGAAAUUUUCAAUGCCAAAAUUUGGAAGCAAGAGCAAAGGAAGUGAUGUUGAUGUGGAGAUGGAAAGCACCAAAUUACACGGCAAAGUUGCUACAGCUAAAUUGUCUGGUGGUACAGAUACUUCCUCAGAUGGAGGCAGCUCCAAUGGAAAGGGAAAGGGGAAAAUGAAAAUGCCUGCAAUAAAAAUGCCUUCAUUUGGAAUUUCAAAAAAAGAAGCAGAUGUUUCUGACAUCAAACUGGAUGUCAGCCCUCCUGAAGUUAAACUAAAGAAAGCAAAAGAAGCUGUAAAAGAAACCAAAGUGGAGGUAGAUAGCAAAGAAAGUGAUGGAAAAACCUCUUUCAUAAAAAUGCCCACCUUUAAAAUGUCACCACCCAAAGUCAAAACACCUGAUUCAGAAAUUGCUGUAAAAGGUUCUAAAGAAGACCUUCACUUACCUGAUAUUCAAGUCAAAGUUCCCCAAGUUGAAUUGCCUUCUUUUGGGAUAAAAAGUGAGAAAUCAGCAGAUGUCACUUUGCCAAAAGCAGAAGCAAAAUUAUCAGGAGGGAUCAGAGGCCUUGAUAUUGGUGAAAAAAUAAGAAUACCAUCACUUGGAAACUCCACACUACAGGAAGUGCCAUCAUUGCAGAUUUCUGUCCCGUGUAUUAAACCUGAGCCUUGUAUCUCUUCACCAAAGGCGGAAGUGGAUGUUUCUGAUGCAGAUAUCAAAGCAUAUGAAGGAGACUUAAAAAUACCUAAACUUCCAUCAGUCUCUGUUCCAAGUCUGGAACUAGAUAUCGGUUUAGCCAAACCCACCUCAGAAGUUGAAUUUGCCUUAGAAAAGUCAGACAUGAAAUUGAAGAUGCCAAAAGUCGAACUGCCAAACUUUGGAGAAUAUGGCCGAACUGUUGAUGCCAAAGUGGACACUGAAGUCAGUAAAUAUAAAACCGGUGAAGCAGAAGCAAAGCUCAAGGGAUCUAAAAUAAAAAUGCCUCACUUUGAUAUUUCUUUGUCAAGAGGCAAAUCAGAUGAAGAAGGCAUACCAUUUAUUGAAGGAGAGUUGAAGAUGCAUGGAACAGAUCUAGAGACAUCCACAUCAGAGGGAAAGUUUAGUAUGCCAUCUGUAGAGUUGCCCAAAAUAUCGACUCCCAAAAUUAGAGCUCCAGAACUGGACCUUGAAGUCAGCCUUAGCAAGGAUGGUUCAAAAACAGGAGACCACGCAAAGACACAUGGAGCUGAUGUAGCCCUCCCUGAUGUUGGACUUCCUGAUUUAAAAUUAAAAAUGCCAAAAAUAAAAUUACCUAAAUUUGGUGGCUCCAAUUCAGGUGUUGAUGAAGAAACCACCAAAUUGGAUGUUAAGGCUGUCAAAACUGAAGAGACUGAAGAUUCAGGGAAAAUGGGCUUCAAAAUAAAAAUGCCUAAGCUUUAUGUGGGCCCUCUGAAAGGCAGGGAUGAUGGCUCUGUGGAAAUGGAAGGUGACCACAAAAAGACAGUAAACGAUGUUGCAAAGACUUCAGAUCAUGAGGAUUCUGAAAACAGCAGAAGGUUUAAGAUCAAGAUGCCCUCAUUUGGAAUUUCGAAAGAAGGCACUGGUGCUGCAACAGAAUUCUUGCAUCCAACCGAAGAAGGAGGUGAACUGAAAUUUAAAAUGCCUAAAGUCUCCAUUCCUGAUGUUGGAUUUUCAGGAAGUGAAACUGAAGGUGACAUUUCUUUGGAAAGUGGCCAGGCCAAGGCUCUAAGUGCAGAUUCCAAGGUUAAAGCCCCCAAAUCAUCCAGUCUUGAGAAUUUAGAAAUAGAUGUGGGUCUCAAGAUGCCCAAAAUCAAGAUGCCAACAAUUGGCAUGCCAGGUUGGAAGUCAGAUGAUGAUAUGAACGUUUCUCUGGAAGAAGAUUUAGAAGGAAGGAAAUCUGCCUUCAAGAUGCCAGAUGUGGAAAUAUCCACUCCAAAGAUCAAAGCACAUGCUGAAUAUAAUGUGGAUGGAGCAAAACUAGAAGACAGUUGGUCAAAGGAGAUGGAGACAGAAUUGAUUAGUACCAAAACCAGCAAAGCCAAAGAAGAAAGCAAAGAUCAUGGUACAACAGAGGAAGAAUCUGGGAAGAAAUACAAAGUAAAGCUACCCAAGUUUGGAAUAAGCUUGCCAAAACCUAUUCCAGGUGAUGUGGAACUAACAACACCAAAAAUAAAAUCGAGUGUCAAACAAGCAGAAAUCAAUAUAAAGACUCCAAGUUCUGACCAUGAAUCAGACCAGCACGAAGGAAAGAAAAGCCGAAGAAAUAUUUUUUCACUAGGAAAGAACAAGGAGCGAAAUGCAGCUCUUUUAACAUCAGAUGCAGAUAUCACCUUAGAAGGCGAAGGCCCAGAACUGAAGAUCAAGAUGCCAAAAAUAAAGAUGAAGCCAUCCUUUGGAAGAGGUAAAACCAAAGGGGCAGAAGUAAAUGGGGAGUUGGAUGCUUCUGCUAGUGGAGAGACUGAUGCAGAAUUGAGUCCUGAGGGCAAGUCCUCAAAGAUAAAGUUCCCCAAGCUAGGAUUUUCGUCUUCUAAAGGAAAUGCAGGGGAUGUUAAUGUUAAUGGCACAAGUUCAUCUGGCCGCCCAAAUGAUGACCAGGAGGUGAAUGGAUCGCAGGACAGUGUAGCAAAAAUGGGAAAACUCAAAAUGCCCAAGCUGGAAAUUUCCACUCCACACAAGGGCAAAGAAUCUGAUUUGGAAAUGAAUUUAAAGUUGGUCAAGGGUGAGGACCAAGAUUACAAAGAGGAAAGUCACGAAAGCUCCUUUACAUCUAAAUUUAAGUCCUUUUCAGGCUUUAAGAAGAAAGAAAAGGGUGAGGAACACCUUAGUAGUUCUCCUGCCAAAACAGAUGUGGAAACCAAGGGGGAAGGAGAUGGAAAAUCAGGGAGGUCUAAAAUUUCUCUGGGUUUUCUGUCAAGUAAAUCCAAAGGGGAAUAUACAGUGGACAAUAGCGGGAUUGAGAAGGACACUGAAGGGGAAAGUAGUAAAGAAAAAAAAUAUAAAAUACCCAAAUUAUCUCUCAGUCCCAAACCAGAGACGGAGAUAUCAACACAGACAAGUGAAAUCACACAGGAGGGUUACCAAGAAGGGUUCACAAUUGGCAUGCCGAAGGUGGGAUUCACAACCCACCAUGAGGAACAUACAGUAGAAGAAAAGGUUGCUGGAGGCUUCUUGAAAAUCACAACGACAAAGCAAAUCAAGACAGAGACUGUAACAGAAAAAACACUGUCCAUAUAGAUGAGACAACUGACUACUCAGUCAAGAACUUUUAUUGCAACAGUGCUAAUUUGUUACAGGCUGUGGACGCAGCCUUAAAUAUCUGCUCUUACUCUUUCUCUACCUUUAAUUUUCAAAGACUUGGAAAAAGUCAAAAGAGAGGUGAUACUUUUUUUUUUCUGUGUGUGUUUGCGAGUAGCCUUUAUUUAUUUAAAACAAGCUGCUCCGCAUAUCGUACAUGUGGACAUGGGGGGAUUAGACUGGGAGGGUGGAAGUAUCUUUUGGGUUGGUGAGACCUUAGCAUGAGCUUUGCUUCCAAGUUCUUGAUGAAAUUCUCAACGCACCAAAUCAGAUUUUACAAUGUAAAAAUCAAACACGGAAAGCCUUUUAUGGAGUCAGAGGGAAGUCUGAUAUGCGUAUUCACUUUAAAAACUGUAAAUAUCAAAUGCAAACAUGUCCCAUUUUACUGUAGGAAAGUGAUUGGGUUGGAAAUGUGAUAAUGGAGGUCAGAAGGUUCAAAAUAGACAAAAGAGAAAAAAACAUCCUCUGUUCAAGAAGAACACCGAUUGAUGACUGAUCACCUGAAAGAAACAGGACAAGACAUUUCUUUAUCAUCUUCCCUCUUGUUGUGUUAUUUACUAGAGUGAGAAUUGAAAGUGAAUUAAUUUCACAUUUAAAGUCAGAGUAACCAAACUGAAAAAUGCAUAGCUGACUUAGAGAAUGUUUUUAGUUAAGCAAAUUUACCUUUAAAUUUGAAAUCCACUUUGAAUUCUCACCUUAGUGAAAAGCCCGGUAAGUUUCUUUGAUGAUCGUCUUCUAAGCUGAACUUGAUCGAGGUCCUGGCCAUGGUGGUCCACCACACACUUCAACCAUGAUUGUUCUAGGACAGAUGGAGACUAAAUAUUUUGCCCUCAUUUAUUCAGAAAUAAAGCCAUAUUAUGCACACUGCUGUAACCACCACAACUACCUAACCAAGAACAGGCAGUCUGUUAGACCACAUAUACAGUGUCCUUGUCAGUUGACCAUGACAAUCGAGAACCAUUUAUUUAGGGGAUGAUUAAAUACUAAUGGGUCAGCUGUUAUGUUUUACUUGUGAAUUUACUUACUGGCAAUCCUCUAGAACCCAAAAUGUGGGCAAUUCACUAAAAAUCAGACAUUUUAAGCGAAACUUAAGAUUCUAAUAAUGUAUUGUGAAACUUGUGAGCUAACACUUACUGCGGUGCUCAAUAACAGCUUGUAGGUUGUAAACUGACGUAAAGAGGGUUACGUACUCAUUGUUUAUCCGUGGGUACAAGAUCUGUUUAAAUCAUCUCAACACACUCUGCUGAAACAGCAUGAAUUAUAUUAGCAAUGAGCAAUAUUAAUCUGGAUGUAUAGCUUUUAUCUGACACCUGUUGUAUUUUUUUAAAUUUUUAUUUAUAAUGAUAUAUUUUAUGAUAUUAACACUUUCAGAGCCAGGACAGAAAGUGUCCAUUAUUCUAUUCUACCAGUAAAAUUACGCAGCAUUAAUGCUCAUAAACCAGAAAAAAAAAGCCUUGUAACCUCUUUAAAGAGCCAUUCCAAUGUGCGGCACCAUUUAGCCAUACUUCUGUGCGCAGUGUCAGACGCCAUCGCGCAAGUAAAACUUCUUUAAAACCAUCGGGUUUUUGAUUAUCAAUACAUGUUUUCAAUCCACUUUAUUUAAAGCUACAAUUUCCUGAUUUAGUGCUUCUCCUGGGCUAAACCCUCUGGAGAUCUGUAAAAUUAUAUUUUUUUAACACACGUCUAUUGUAAAUGUUUUUCCCAAAGUAAAUCCGGGCAGCAGGAGCACCUGAUUACUUGUGUUUACCCGGCGCCAUGUUGGGUAAGGGCACGUCACACGCUAUUUAGCAAUCGGGGUUAUUUAUACACAUAGCAGGAAGCUUUUUAACUUGACUUAUUCUUAGGUUUCUUCAUUCUAGGGGUAAAUUAGACUAAAUUAGAUUUGAGUUUGCAGCUUUCUUGAGUGUUUUAUUACCCAAGUACUGAUAGUGACCUCCUACAAUCAUUACUGUCCUUUUUUCAUUAUUGCUUUUUUACCAGUAAUUACUAUAAAUUUGUUACUGAUUCUAACCAGUCUCCUGGUGCCUUAUUGCGCUAAUAGGGGCAUUAACUAGUCUCAUGGGUGCCUUAUUGCACUGAUGGGGGCAUUAAAUAGUCCCCUGGGUGCCUUAAUGCCCUGUGAGUGUCAGUAGCCAGUCUCCUUGGUGCCUUAUUGCACGUAUCCUGGGAAGUGUAGUUCCAGAUCAGUUGGAGAGCUACUUGUUUACCAUCGGCCUAUUCAAUGCCAAGUGUACAAUUGUGGCUCUGUAAAUAAAAUGGAAAAUACUGCCGUCUGCUUUGCUGUGUAAUGAUACUGCUUACCUGUUAAAACAGAUUUCAAACACCGACGCACACAUUUAAUGACACCACAUAUCUAUGUUUGUUUUGACCUUCACAUCUCCAAAGCCAUAUUACCAAACUCGCGUCACCCUACAUCAGUCCCAAGUCAUGGCCCCCUGUUAAGCUGGCGUCACCUAUAUGUGUUGUUCUUUAAAAAAAAAAUAAAAAAAAGGCUGCUGCGUCUUGUGAAAGACCUCACUUCCUGUCAAGAAUCCUCACCAAACAAUAUGGCCCCCAGCGCGUCUCUCUGCUGCGGCGUGGGUAGAAGUACUUUGUAUAUUUAAGGGCAGUAAAUUCGAUUUUUCUAUGAGGAGCAGAGAUAGUGAAUAGCGAUGGGUUAAAUUGACGUAUUCUUGGUAUAAUCAUCUUUUUUGGAGGUUGGCGAAGGAGCUCCUCGCCUCACAAACUGGUGUGAAAUCUACGUUCUUGUAAUUAGUAAUAACAAUUCUCAUUGUAUGUGACAUAAUUAUGGGGAAAUCCGGAUUACUACAAGAUGUAUAAUGUUUGUAUUACCAUCAUCAUUAAUUAUUAAAUACUAUUAAAGUGACCUUUUAUUUGAAGUGCGCUAUCAUCCUGUAAAGAAACAAACUAACCCGCCUUCUGCUUAAAGGGUAUUAUCACUUCUUUUAUUUUUUUUUAUCAGUGGUGUUUUGAUGUAGUAAUCAGACAUUUAAUAAAAAAAUGUUUAAUAAAC